GCCCUGACCUAGGCCUUGGCCUGGGCCACUCGUUCCGGAGCCGCUAUGUCGUCCGACUUCGAAGGUUACGAGCAGGACUUCGCGGUGCUCACUGCAGAGAUCACCGGCAAGAUUGCGAGAGUCCCACGACUCCCGCCUGAUGAAAAGAAACAAAUGGUUGCAAAUGUGGAGAAACAGCUUGAAGAAGCGAAAGAACUGCUUGAACAGAUGGAUUUGGAAGUACGAGAGAUACCGCCCCAAAGUCGAGGGAUGUACAACAACAGAAUGAGAAGCUACAAACAAGAAAUGGGGAAACUCGAAACCGAUUUUAAAAGGUCACGGAUCGCCUACAGUGACGAAGUACGGAAUGAGCUCCUGGGGGAUGAUGGGAAUUCCUCAGAGAACCAGUUGAUAAAAUUACGUGAAGAGAGGGCACAUCUGCUCGAUAACACAGAGAGGCUGGAAAGGUCAUCUCGGAGACUAGAGGCUGGAUACCAAAUAGCAGUGGAAACCGAGCAAAUUGGUCAGGAGAUGUUGGAAAACCUUAGUCAUGACAGAGAAAAGAUACAGCGAGCACGUGAAAGACUUCGGGAAACAGAUGCUAAUUUGGGAAAAAGCUCCAGGAUUCUGACGGGGAUGUUGCGAAGAUGCAGAAACCAACAACUAGACCAUUUAAACACAGAACAAGAUCAGCCAGGAAUAGCAACACGUGGAUGCCUGACUUGUGAAUGUGAGUAGGAAUUAGUGAUUACUUCGAAUAGCUGGAAGAUCCCAGAGGAACAUUUUGGGGGCUCUUCAUUCUGUUUUGUCCUCGAAACAGAAUUGCUCAUACAAAUAUCUGGCAGCAUCCAAACACAGGUGCAGGUUUGGAAUGUAUAAAGCCUCAUGUUGGUUUCUUUGUAUUUUAACUGAAUUUCACUAUGUUGAGGCUCAAGAUCAAAUGAUUAUAUUUUAAUGUGGUAUUUGCCAAAUUUCCAAACCUCUAAGCACAAAAUCCUCAGCCUUCAUUUCUUCGUUUGCCUGGAAAUCUAGGUAGCACUGAGCCAAAAGCAGAAGUUAUGAAGUGAGAUUAUACUUGAUUAGGAACAAAAAAAAGUCCUAUGUUCAGAAAUGCAGAUGUGCACAGCAGUCCUGGGGGAAUGUUGGUAUUUGAUCUCUAAGUCUUAAAGGUUCAUGUUCCCAAGGUUAAGAAAUGCAGAGAGCCAACUUUUAUUAGUAACUAAUGCUGAAAUUACUCUGGAGAUUCUAGAAGUAUUACAUUACAAAUCACUCAGCUUUAAAAAUCCUACAUCUAGUGAGUUACAAAUGUCACUGCAUGAGAGAAAGGGGCAGUAAGUGAAGGGCGUCAUUCAUAAACUUAAUUUCUACUCUUGCAGCAUGAUCAUGAGUAUACUGUGUGAGAGUUUUCAUUUCAGUGAGAAAGAAAAAAGGAGCAUAUGAAGUCCAUGAGUCAGGACUCCAACUGAAAGAACCAGGAAGCAAAGGCCUCCUCAUGUAGAUGGACUUUGGGUAGAGUUGUGGGGUACAGCAGGCCAACCUGGGCUGCAAUAUCUUCCUCCUUUUCUAAUAUUAUCUAACUUUGUGACGUGGGCCGAGUUGCUUGUUUAUUGAGCAAGCCUUCCAUUUUGGUGAAAACUAAAGCCUGGGUAUUCAUAAAAUAAUAUUCUACAACAAGCAUGGCACCUGUAGCCAUCUGUGAAAAAGAUACAGAUAGCAGACAUUUCACUUCAAGGGGAGAACCUUAAUAGCACCAAAUUCAUCAUUAAAACCAGGAUAAGUUGAAAGCAUUACUAUGUCACAUAGUGACUGGUUUUUUUUGUUUGUUUGCUUGUUUGUUUAUUUGUUUUCAGAUAAAAUCUCACUCUGUUGCCCAGGCUGGAGUGCAGUGGCAUGAUCUCAGCUCACUGCAAUCUCCACCUCCCAGGUUCAAGCAAUUCUUGUGCCUUAGCCUCCCAAGUAGCUGGGAUUACAGGUGUGUGCCACCAUGCCCAGCUAAUUUGUUUUUUAUUUUCUUGAAUAGAGUCUCACUCUGUCACCCAGCUUGGAGUGCAGUGUUGUGAUCUGGGCUCAUUGCAAUCUCUGCCUGUGGGUUCAACUGAUUCUCAUGCCUCAGUCUCCAGAGUAGCUGAGAUUAUGGGUGCAUGCCACCAUGCCCAGUUAAUUUUUGUAUUUUUGUUAGAGAUGGGCUUUUACCAUGUUGGCCAGGCUGGUCUUGAACUCCUGGGCUCAAGGGAUCUACCCACCUUGGCGUCCCAAAGUGCUGGGAUUACAGGCAUGACCCACCGCACCUAGCUAUGCCCUAUUUUUAACCUUCAUAAAUUGUAUUACUUUAGUAGGUACCUGGGUACUCUCUAGUAUUAACUAAUUGGGCCUCCUUUUUCGGCUAGACCCUUCUUAUUUUAAACUCAGUAGUGAUCUGAUUUUUUUUUUAAUCAGUGACAACUUGAAUUCCAACAACAAAGCAAAGGUAGAUAAGUCCGCCUAAAGGCAAAAUUACAUCUUUUACACUUUUCACCAAUAAUGUCUACUACUAGAUAUGUUCGUCUUCAUUGUGAGGUUGACUUGCCCUUGGUAUGAGUUGAUAAGUGUUUUCUUUAUAAAUGAAAUCUAUUUAAGUCAUUACACUUUGGGAAGAGUUUUUAAACUGAUCAGAAAUACAUGAUCUUAAAAAUAUUGCUAAAAUUUGGAAUAUGAUCCAUAAUAUAUAUAAUUAAUGUACAGUAUAUAAUUGUAAAUGUGUAUUUUAAGUAGACAAUAUAUAAGCAAAAUAUAGGAAAAUGAAACAUUACAUAUAUAUUAUUUAUAUCACACCAAUAAAUUCAUAUUCAGGUUGUAACAUCUGAACAAUUGCUGCUUCACUCAUCCUCAGUGAUGCUAUUUUUCAGAUCUCAGAUUUUGAUAGAUGUACUGUGGAGUGUAGAAAUAAUCAUUAUUUAGGUAGCUAAAAAAUAGCUUGCCAAAACUAAUAAUGAAAGUUAUUCAAGAUGUUCUGUCAAAAUCCAUUCCAAUUAGUGUUGAGGUCUUGAAGGGCCAGGCUUAGCUUUUUAUUAAUAUGUUAGGUUUAUUAAUGUAUUUUUUGAUAUAUGCAUAGUGUGACUGUCUAAUACAUCUCAUGAUAUUGCAGAAUUACAGUAUUUGGUACUUUUAAUUUGUUAUAUACCAGUCUUUUCUUCAGUCUUAUUUAAACUUCAAAAUUACUUCAUAGUUUCAUAAGUAAUAACUCAUUAGGAAGCUGUGCCAUGUACUUGAGGUUACCUCUAAGGCAAUUCAUAUUUAACAGUAAACCAGAGAAAUUCCUGACUACUUGACUGUCAUUGACCAGUUUAAAUAUUUAAAGUCUUUGUCUGACCCUUUGUCUAACCAAUUACAGAAAAUGAAACAAAGGUUGUGUACAAAAUGGGAGAAAGAGAAGUCCUUUCAAAUAGUCUUUUCUAAAUGAAGAAAACUAGUUGUGCCGUGAGUAACCAAAUUCUUAGAUAAUAAGUAUAUACCACCCCACAGGGACAAUAUGUUAUUUUUAAAAUAAAGGGGUUAUUUUUCUUUUUCUUUUUGCUUGCUACUUUUCACCAAGACAUAGGCAUUUUAGCAUGUCAUUCUACAGUGGUCAAAUUCAGAUUAUUUGUUAAUAAUAAUAAUAAUUUUACAUUCUUAUCUUUUCAAUCAUAUCUUAAAAGAUAGCUUUUGACUAGUUUUUGUCUUCUCCAAAAGAUGAGAAAUUGAGACUGUUUUUAAUGCCUUGCUUUACUCAGAUAAGUGAACAUGGCUAGAAAUUACAGUGGUUCAACCACUUGUUUAUUGCGAUAGUUGUUAUGUACAUUAUUUAGAUCUUGUGACACACUCUAAUCUGUAGUUGAAUGAUGUUAAAAUUGUAUCAGCAUAAUGCCAUGGCUAUAGCAGUAUGAUUUAGCUGACAGCCAAUCUGUAUGAUAAAAAUGAUGCUAGGUUUAAUAGGGACACAAAGAUGGUGGCGUUAUGAAUACCUCUUAUGAGGUAAUGAGAUAAUUAGGUUCUAUUUGAUUUUAUUUUUAAUUUAUUUAUUUUUCAGAGGCAGGAUCUCGCACUGUCGACCCAGGCUGGGUGCAAUGGCAUAAUCAUAGCUCACUGCAACCUUCAAUUCCUGGACUCAAACCAUCCUCCCACCUCAGCCUCCCAAGUAGGUAAAAACUACAGUACUGCAGGUACAUGGCACCAUACCUGGCUAAUGUUUAAUUUUUUUUUUUUUAGAGACAGGAUUUUGCUAUGUUGCAUAGGCUCGUCUGAACGCCUGUCCUUAAGCAAUCCUCCUGCCUCAGCCUCUCAAAGUACCUGAUUACAGUCAUAAGUCACUGUGCCCAGCACCUCUAUUUUAGAAUUUGAAUUGGUCAGCGUUCUUAGAUCCAGAGGGAUAGAAUCAGUAGCUAAUUUAAGCAGAAAGAAAUUCAAUAGAAUAGCUUACAGACUCUUUGAGAAGGCCAGUGAAGCUCUUUUAGGUGCUACACAGCCAUAAAUUUCAGCAACAGAAGAGGCCAGUCAGACUGUUCUGGGAGGUCUCACUGCCUCACUUUUAUCCCACAGGGCAUCCAUGAUACUUCUCUACUGACUCCAUUAUUAGCCAGAGCGGUCCCAGAAGAACCAAAGGCAAGCCCCUCUUCUCCCUCUACCCAUACCCCUUCAAACACGCAUUUAUGGGAAGUGCGCCCAUCUCUUUCCUUGUGGCUGCCUCGCACUGCUCACAUCCACUUUUUAAGUUUUACCCAGGCUCCUCCAGGACCUUGGCCACAUCCAGAACCUGGUAGCAAGAGACUUUUGGAAAUGUCCUUCUUAGCUUUCCAGGCUUGCUGCAAACAAGAAUCAGAAUCUGCGUGGAGUGAGUCAAAUGCAUACUACCCCCAGGAAUGCAUAAAGGAGGGAUUCUCAAAUUUUAUUCUAAGGAACUUAGCAUUUUGCCCACCCUCCUGAAGGUCACCAAAGAGGAAGAAAGGGUGAGAAAAACAAGACUUCAUCUAGAACAGUUAGUUCCAUGUUAAUUUGGUCAUCUGUUGGGCACAUCUAUAAUCAUCAUUUGAAAACAAAAUGUUUUCUCUUGUUGUUGUGGUUUUUGUUGUUUGUUUCAGCACCACCUCGAAUCUGCAGUUACUUUCAUCACUCUUUAUCCACUACUUGUGUGUUAGGUGGACUGUCGCAAAUGUAGCCUAGGAUUCCUUUCCAUAGCAAACCUUUCAAUGGAACACCAUCAGUUUCUUCGCCAAUACUUGAAGAUGACUACAAAUCAUAUGUCUCUCUCACGUCCUCAGAGAAAAGUGCUGCUAACGGCCCCAUUCAUUUUAGGGUUUUUAAUGUGAAGUCACCACCUCCUGAGAACAUGUCUUUUAGUUGUUUCAAAGCCUUUCCAACAUCUUCUGAGAAAACCUCAGCAGUGGAGGGCAACCCAGUCAUCAUAGCCAUAGGAAUAAAGGGAGUGGACACGUUUAAUUACUCUUCAGCUACUUUAUUUCAUUUGACUUCAAAAACAAAAUUAGCGGUAGCAGAAGGCAGUGGUUGCAUGGGGUUAAGCUAAUCAAUGUGUGCUAAUUAAAUAACUGUUGUGCCUAUGCCAUUAAUGCCUGUUUCAGAUGGUAGAGAGCUCUUAGUCUUACCUACUUCGGUCUCUGUACUCUCAAUAUGUUGCCAUACAGACUAGAUUAAAGGGAUAUAAUCUCUAAAUUAAGUAGGAAGAGACAGAGCUAUUACCUGCAUGCAUAUUGGUCCUUGUAAAAAGAUUGUUGUCGGGAGCUUUUCUCUUACGGUCUCUAGAGCAUCUCCUUCCUUAGCACAUGUGGCCUUCCGCACUCUGAACCAUAACGGCUUUCAACUUACAUGCACUCAAGAAACCUGCACUUCUGCUACCAAUCCGCUACUUCUUUGUCUUUCAUGUGUUUUCAGGAUGCCCUGACCUCACCCCUCCCUGUCAUGCAACAUCAAAACACAGACAUGCUUUGUCACCCCAGAAACAGACCAGCAGCCCAACAGUUCUUUAAAGCAGCAGAUGCUUUUUAAUUCACGCACCAUGUUUAUCAUGUUGCUCCCAGUUGCUUAAAUCACCUUCAGAGUAUUUCAUUUUUGUUUUUGUUAACACAAAAAAAGCAGUGAGUUUGAACUCCUUGUAAUUUUAACCAAUAAAACCUAAACGUUUAAAAACUAUUACUUUCAUAUUUAUUAUUGAAUAUUUUGAAAAUUCAGAAAGAGGUAAAGAAAAAACCAAAACUCCCUUUAAGCCUUAACCUCCAUUGAACCCUUGGGGUUUUAUUAGGGGUGGGGUUGUUUUUGUUUUCUUGAAACAGGGACUCAUUUUGUCACCUAGGUUGGAGUGACAGAGUACAGAGGCAUGAUCAUGGUUCAUUGCAGCCUCAACCUCCCUGGGAUCAGGUGAUCCUCCCAUCUCAGCCUCCCAAGUAGCUGAAAUGACAGGCAUGCACCACCGUGCCAGGCUGAUUUUUAUAUUUUUUGUAAAGAUGGGGUUUUGCCAUGUUGCCCCAUCCAUAUUGUUCUUGGACUGCUGGGCUGAAAGCAUCCACCCGCCUUGGCCUCUCAAAGUGUUGGGAUUCCAGGCAUAAGCCACUUUGCCCAGCUAUUGAACUAUUGUUAAAAACUUUGUGUAUAUUUCCCCCCUUUUAUGCAUAUUUCUCAUACAAAUAAUUGAAUGUUUUAUUGGCAUUUAUGUUUUCAAAACCUUUCUGUGAUUUGCUGUCACUUUGAAUAAAAAUUUUAAAGUUAUUGUCCUAAAUUUCAAGAUGAUGUAUUUUAACAUAAAGAAUAUUAGAAUCUGCCGGAAUUAUUUAUCUGAGAUUGGCUGUAAGCUAUAAAAGUCUGUUUGGUUCAUGUAAUUGCCUUUUCAUUUUUUUUGCUACCCUCAGCUGUAAAACACCAAACCAAAAUUAGCAGCUGCAGUCCUGGUUGCACUUAUUAAACAUUUAGCCAAUUUUUUCACCCCUGUUCCUUGUGAAGUUUAUUUAGGUAAAAGGUUGAUAACAUUCUCUACCAGCAAAGGAAGCAGGGUUUUCUUUCUUUUCUGUUAGACGGUUCUAUUCUGAUAACAUUGCAGAAGUUAAACACGAGGACUCAUUUCUUCCCACUGGUAUCAGUGUCCUCCACUGUGCUAGCCAGGUGUAUAAAGUAUGUAAUUUCACAUGCAAAAUAGAGUAAUUGUGUGGUAUGUCUAUAAGCAUGUAUAUUACCAUAGGUUUGUUGAAAUACAAAAUAAUUCUGAAAUGUUUGCAUUUUGGAAAAGACUGGGCCUCCACCAGGCACUGUUGUGCAAUAUCCAUUGUUUAUGCAUGGGCAUAUUUAUAUAAACGGAGUUACAGGUCUGUGUAAACAAGUUACAUUGAUUACAAGAGCUAAUAUAAGCUUAGGAAUGUUUGUGUUAAUACUUCAGUUUUUUCAAGUAAGGUCCUAUGUAUUUCUUACAUAGAAGACUGUUUCCUAAAAGUGGUAAAAAUGAAAAUACUCAUCUCUAAUGUUUUCUACUGUGCCAACUACAUCUUUGACAAGAUUCUUUUAGUUAUUCUUCUUAUUAGAGAUAUUUGUAAAGGAAUGUGUUAGCAUUAAGCAGUAUCUUUGACAGAAGCAAGUCACCAGCUAUUCGAAAUAAGAACUGAAGAAACUUUGGAUGGCAUGAAAUAUUUCAAAUAUUUCGCCAUUCAGCAGUCUCACUCAUGAUGGCCAAAUACACCAAUAAAUGCUGCUUGUAUUUCUUUCUUUAUUUAUUUUUUCUUUUAGAUGGAGUCUUGCUCUUGUCACCCAGGCUAGAGUACAAUGGAGCAAUCUUGGCUCACUGCAAUUUCCGCCUCCCAGGUUCAAGCAAUUUUCCUACCUCGGCCUCCUGAGUAUCUGGUAUUUCAGAUACGUGCCACCAUGUGCAGUUAAUUUUUGUAUUUUUAGUAGAGACAGGUUGCACUAUGUUGGCCAGGCUGGUCUCAAACUCUUGACCUCGUGAUCCGCCCACCUCAGCCUCCCAAAGUGCUGGGAUUACAGGCUUGAGCCACUCAUAUUUCUAUAAGAAUGGGAUUAUGUUGUACAUGCAUCCAUUUUGUGUAAACUUUCCCACUUAGCCAUUUGAUGCAAACAUUUCCCCUUGACAGUAAAUAGUCUCCUAAAAAGAUCUUUAAUAGUUACACCUUCUGUCUCCUGAGGGCGCAAAGAGCCUUUCUUGGUUUCUGGGUGGAAAUCCGUAGCUGGCAUGUUUCUACCAUCCCCACAGUUGCCAGUAGUUUUCGAAUCCAUGGGCUUGCUGGCCCUCCAGCAUCUAUUGUCAGUUUUCUUAGGGCUUAUCCCGGGAGGGACAUAUGUCCCUUUCCUCACCUCCGUCUCUUCUUGAUUAGACCUCCUUCCGCCAGCGUAUGUUCUCCUUCAUCUCACUCACCAUCCUCCUCUUUAAAUCUCUGAUUAGUCUCUGCCUUCAUUUCACUUUAGUCACUGUUUCUUUCCAGGAAUUGGUUCUCUUUUUUUGUGUCCCUUCUUUAAGAGUGUCUGGUUGCUUUGCUGACAGACACCUCAGAAAAGGGACAGAAAGUUGGAGCCCUGUAUUUUCAUAAAUAAAGAGUACAUAGUGAGGAUUUUUGACCCCUAGUUCCCUAAGAGUGUCUGUCUUCAGACAGAACUGCCCCCCUGGUGCUUUGGGCAGGCCUGGGCCUCUGCUGACCCUCAGCCCUCUCUGUAGUGCACUCUAGCUCCCUUCCCAGCCACCCUCCCCUCGCUUGACCUGCACCCCCGCCAGCUGGGACUGCUCCCUGUCUGCCAGGCUUGCCUCUUGCUCUUUUCUUAAUUGUGCCAUUCCUCCUAUCUGGACAUUUACCUUCUCCUCUUUCCCAUGAAAAUCCUGCCCAUCUUUCAGUUCCAUGUCUUCAUGCUACAUGCUCAAAGAAAGCAGAGAUCACAUUUUUCAGAUCUCCCCACCAAGAGGAACUCUGUUUAUUCAUUUGUUUGUUUGUUUGUUUUGACACAGAGUCUCGCUCUGUCGCCCAGGCUGGAGUACAGUGGUGCAGUCUCGGCUCACUGCAACCUCUGCCUCCUGGGUUCAAGCAAUUCUCGUGCCUCAUCCUCCCAAGUAUGUAGGACUACAGGUGGGCACCAUCACACCUGGCUAAUUCUUUGUAUUUUAGUAGAGACAGCGUUUCAACCACGUUGCCCAGGCUAGUCUCGAACUCCUGAGCUCAUGCACUCCACCUGCCUCGGCCUCCCAAAGUGCUCUGUGUUGUUUUGAUUAUACUUCUCAUGUUGGACAGAUCUGGUAUGCCUUGUUUUAGCUGUUUCUGUGCCUGUCUCUUUCCCCUUACUAUGUGGUUAGCCUAGAGAACAAGGAUUAUAGCUCUCAUAUUUGAAACUGAAAGCACUCAGCACAGUUGCAUUCACAUGGAAGGUGCUUGGUAAAUAUUGACCCAUGAGGAUUUUUAAACCUCUGAUUUGAAUACAUUGGUUGUUCUUCAGUUAAUGUCUUUUUUUUUUUUUUUUUGAGUUGGAGUCUUGCUCUAUCACCCAGUGCAGUGCAGUGGCAUGAUCUUAGCUCACUGCAACAUCUACCUCCUGGGUUCAAGUGAUUCUCCUGCCUCAGCCUCCCAAGUAGCUGGGAUUACAAACAUAUGCCGCCAUGCGCAGCUGACUUUUCUAUUUUUAGUAGAAAUGGGAUUUUGCCAUGUUGGUUAGGCUGGUCUCAAACUUCUAAUCUCAAGUGGUCUGCCCAUCUUGGCCUCCCAAAGUGCUUGUAUUACAGGUAUGAGCCACCAUGCCUGGCCCAGUUAAUGUCUCUAAAUUUCAUUCACUUAGUGCUACUGCAGAAUAAUUACAGAAAUUGUGCUUGGUUUAUAUAAAAGCAUGGAGUGACCUAACUUGGUUAUAUUUUUUAAGCAAUGUCCAAAGAGAGGCCACUUCCAAGUUGGGGUUUGUUCUGAGCUCAUGCUUUGCCUAAUUUUUUCCCAGAUCAGUAGCAUAACUUACCUAGUAGAGUCUUGAGUUAUCUGCCUUAGCUCUGAAGAGUCUUCCUCAGCCUUGUUAGUCAGUCUGCAUUGUUGUUCGUGUGUGUGUGGUGUGUGUGUGUGCGUGCGCGUGUGUGUGCAUGAGAACCUUCACUUUUAGAAUAAUAUUGCAUUGCAAAUCAAAUUCUGCCUCAAAAGAGCUGUUCUUCCACAAUUUUCUGCAUUUCUGUACAGGUUACAAAAUGUCACAAUUCAGUAGGGCCAAUUAUUAGAUUUUCAUUUAAUGGGCAGUUUUAAUGUUCUCAGAGAAUCUGAAUUGUAAUAGCAUUUUAAACUACUGCAUUCCAUUUAAAGACUCACAACCAGUUCUCUCUUUGAGCACACCUAGUUAUAUUUUUGGGUAUCAUUUAAAUUCAGGCUCCGUAGAAAAAAAUCAAUGACUUAAUGAAUAGCUUCAUUUUGAAAACUUUUGAAAUAUUUUAUCCUAAUUAUAAGGCCUAUCUAGUGACAUUAAUUUGGUGAAAUCCCAAAUCGUCAGAUUGUACAGAAUAGCCCUUGCCAAGGGAGCAAUUUAGAGCAUUUUCAGUUUAACAAAUACCCUGUUUUUAGGACCAGAUCAUGGCUUUGCUUACUCUGAGAAAAACUUUCUACUGUUAAGGUGUAGGGGCCAUGUCAGGGUAGGUCAAACUUCAUGUUUUUUAUUCACAGUUGUGUUUGUUUAGUGUGUUUUAUUUAGCCUAUUAAAUGAAAAGCAUUUCUACUACUAAUAAUCACCCCUGACAUUUGUGUAGCAAAUUCUUAUUGGUAGAUCACUCCCACAUGCGCUGUGCCCAGGUCUGGUGAGCUUCACGCCAUACUCCCUGGCCACACAAUGAGCAAUUGGUAAAGUCAGCCCUGGAAUCAGAGCUGGCCAAGUCAAGACCAGUGACUUUGCACACACGGUUGGUGUUUGUUCAUGUAAGUCAACCACCCUGAAUCUUUUGGGGAACAAGAUGGAGAAUAAGCCAACAAAGUGAUUGCUUUGGAGUCAUUUAUUUUCUGCUCUGUGGUCCAUAGCUUAUCGACUCUGUCCUCCGGGACAGCAAUGGAAAAUCAACCCUGUAACCAGAUCGAGGCUACAGUUUGUGAGAAACCCACAAGGCAGCCAUCAUCUCAGUCUUUUGCAGAGUGUGGUUCCCUGUGUGUGGUUUCUAUUUUAGUAAUCUUUGGCCUGCUUUAUCUUCAUCUAUUCUCUGUCCAUUCUCCAGCUGAAGACACCUGACACAUUGAUGGUCUCAGGGAACUACGGUCAUACCACCCUGAACAUGCCCAGUCUCUUCUGCUAGUCUCAGGAAAGUCAAAAUCAUUUAUAAGCAGUAUUUGAUGACUCUUCAUGGCUGCCCAGUAAAAGGAGCCUCAGGACCCUUCCUACUCCUUCAGUGUUUGCAUGAGUGACCCAAUUAGUAAUAGAACCUAGUUCUCCUCGUUCCUAGUCUGCUUUUCUGGUCAUGACCUGUACGCGGCUCCAUCUUCUGCAGAUAUAUCCUGCCUGGAUGUCUUCAUUCUUCUCACCCUCCCUCCCAGCCAGAAAGUUGUAGGUGUCACAUUUGCAGGGCUGGCCACAGAGUAACCUAAAAGGUACUCUUGCAGAUCUCUUUUUAUUGGACCAGGACAGAAGGAAGUUGGAGUCCUCACAUGUAUUUUUAGUAAAAACUCAUGACUGUGGAGUUAUGAAAAGCAAAAUCUCCCUGGAAAUGCUCAUCUUCCUAAUGAUUUUUUUUUCUGCUAGGCCCACAGUCGAACUCAAUAACUCUAUGUGGUCUAAAUGAUUUAAUAUGGCUAAGUGAGAUCAACUAUCAUAUCACACACACACAUGCAUGCAAGCAUACACACACACACACACACACACACACACACACAUGAAAUGAUAUAAGUCUAGUUAAAUGUUUACUCCAGAGGGGGAAGAAAGGUAAAAGGGUAAAAUACAUGUAGAGGGGCAGGGGUGUGAGACUAAGAGAGGCAUUUCCCUUUCUAAAGGAGCUUUGCUCACUUGCAACACAAGCCCUGUUAAGAAACAGUGUGCAUUAGGACCCACUUGCCCACCCUGAUUUUCCACUCACACUUUGCUUCCCACUGCCGCAUUCUCCAAGCACGUGAACUGAUUUGUUUCUGUGCAGGUUCAAGGGAUUUUGGUUCCAUAACAUCUCAUUGUGCUAAAUGCAGAUUUAAUGGCUUUAGACUGUCAGGAUGUGCUCUCCCGUUGCUGUUUUUAAAUUUGGGGUGGCAGAUAUUGAAAACCUGUAAAACUGAAUAGACCAAAAGCUGCUGCAAAUGUGGGGAGGCCUCAGAAUGCUGGGGACAUACUCCACUGACAUCCUGUCUCUCCAUUCCGGUUGGAUCUCCAGUUCCUGGUCCAGGACCCCUGUCCUAGCUUUAGGGAUUUCCUUUCUGUGUUUCUGUGGCCAUCACGACUGCCUGGAAUGGUCCCCACUGCCCAUUGCAUUCUAAACCCCUCAGAUUUGAGAUGGAUCCAUGGUCCGUAUGAAAGACCCCUCCCUGUUUAGUUUUUCUUCUCUUUAUGACCACCGUGCUGCAUGCACCAGCCCAGUGGAGGACUAGAAUUCUCCUACAGAACUGUUGGUUAUUACUUAACCCUGUUAGUAAUUUGGAAUCCAGGGUUUUUCUUCUCAGUUUCAAAACUGAAGAACCUUGCAUAUGACUUCUUCACCAUUAUUGUCAAGAUUACUGUCAUCAUCUUAAUUGCCAUUUAUUUUAAAAGUACUUAAACACUAACUGCUAUAUAAACAUUAUGUCAUUUAGUUUCGUUUAACUCUCAGAGCAAACCUAUAAGGGAGGCAUUAUUAUUUUCUUUUACAGAUGAGGAAACUGAGGCUUAUAAAAGUUCAGUAAUUUGCUCGAACUCACACAACUCUCAAGUAUGGGAGACAGGAUUGCAUCAGAUCCAGUCUAUCAGCCUCAAGAGUAUAGAUCUCCUUGUCUGACACCUGACACCAGCUGGGUUCUCACCAUGCAGUCAGCCUCCAAGAAUAUAAGUAACUAUACGUAGGCAAAGAAAAAAAAAUCUGUUUAGAAUCAUACUAUGCCUUUAUCAAUAUAUUUCAUUUAAGUUAUCAUUCAGUUAAUAACUUAGGAAUCAACUUUUUAAGGAAAAUUGUAAGAAGCAUAUUUACCAGGUCCUCUUACCAUAAAUAGAGAGCAACUGCUGCUCUGGUCCUGAACAACUCGUGUAUUUAAGCCAAGGUUGGCAUAGGAAAUAAUUUUCUUAUGGCACCUGGAGAUACUACACUAGACCAUAGACAAGAUAGCAAAAGAGGUCUUUGGUGCUCCCCAUGUAUUUUGGCACGCAGCCACCCUUCUCCUUCCCAACAUUUUGGUCACCUUUUGGCAUUCUAAGUCUCCCUGCUGUAACCCCAUCCAGGCCAUUCAUUCUCUCAGGAACACAUUCCCCAUUGAAAACUCUUAGCCCUUGAGAGACACUACUGCUACUAAGAAACCAGUCUGAGGACAGUACAUCAUGCUAAGACUUAAUCCUGGGGCACAACUGAGCUUUAUAAGAAGAGUGGAGAUGGGGAAAUGUGACAUUACUAACUCUCUGAAUGCUUUGCCUCUGCUUACACAACAGUCCGCUGUUUUCCAUGUUCUGUUGGAUCCCAGAUAAGCCCCUCAUCACUUGAUGCCUUUCCCCUGCUUUAUUUCUUUUCAUCACAUAUAUCAAUACCCGGAAUCAUAUUAUAAACUUGUUGGUUUAUCAUCAUUACCCCCUGCAGAAUGGAAGCUUCAUGAGAGCAGGAAAUUUGCUUUCCUUGCUGCUAUAAACCCAGCAUCUGCAAGAGGAGUUGGCAUAUACUAGGGGCUUAAUAAAUAUUAAUCAAGUGAAAGGAUCAACCUCUUGUCACGCCUCUUCUGAGCUGGGUAGUUUUCCUUUAACUCAGUUGUUUGAUCCCCAAAAUAACACAUUUAAGUAGUCAUCACACCUAUGAUUUUACUGAUAUAUAUGGUUGUUUGGGAUGAGCUGAUUUUUUUUCUUUAAAGGGCAAAUUUAAAGUUGGCAUGAAGAAAACAGUUAAGUAAAUACUUACUCAGAUGGGAGUCCAGGCAGAGAAGGAUCAGGAAAAUGGUAUCUGGGUGUCUGGAAAGUGCUAUUCGAUCAAAAAACACUGAAAAUCCACCAUUACAUUAGCAAAUAACAUUCAAGUAGGUAAAAAAUUGCCCCACAUAACUCAUCUUGAAAUAAUUAUGAGCCAACCUUUUUAGUCUUCCAUGAUGUGCCCUGUGUUCAUGGUUCUCUCAGCAUUGUAAGUUAUAUGCAUAAAAUUCAAACCAAAACUUACCCAACACAUUUGAGCCCAAAUAUUUCCUCUUAAGUUGCACCCAUAACUUGGAAGUCAAGGUCAAAACACAGGCUUAUGUUUUCUUAUGGUAAUUUUUUUUUUUUUUGAGACAGAGUCUUGCUCUGUCACCAGGCUGCAGUGCAGUGGCUCAAUCUCUGCUCACUGCAACCUCCGCCUCCUGGGUUCAAGCAAUUCUACAACCUCAGCCUCCCGAGUGGCUGGGACCACAAGCACGUGCCAUCACACCUGGCUAAUUUUUGUAUUUUUCGUAGAGACAGGGUUUCGCCAUGGCCAGGAUGGUCUUGAUCUCUUGACCUCGUGAUCCACCCACCUCGGCCUCCCAAAGUGCUGGUAUUACAGGCGUGAGCCACCAUGCCCAGCCUCUUAUAGUCAUUUUUAAAAAAUAUUUGGGAUCAAUCAUACCUGGUAAUUUGGCAUGUAAUGAUUGAGUGGGCUCGAGAAUAUUUGAGAACAAAUUGCACCAUAUUAUCAAGUUCUCCCUAAUCUUACCAAAAAAAUGAAAACCACAAAUUACUGAAUUUUAAUAUCUCCUGCAUCUUCCAGCAAAAAGGAGGAAGGCAGCAACUAAAUGAAUACUCUAAACACUGCAAAAGAGGUGGGAGGAGAAGGAGAAUCCCAAGUAAACCAAAUUGGGCUAACCAAUUAUUAUGAUUGUUUUUAAAAUCAUAGAGUUUUAUGGAAAAAAAUUGUUUUUAUGGUGUCAGGUUUGUGGGAUCCUCUUUGUGAAAACUUUACUAAAUGAAGUUAUAAAAUUGAGACAAGUUUAUUCUAGAAGCUUCUUAGUUGGGGGAUAAGACAGUUGGAUGAACUGGGAAGACAGUAAAUGGUGGAGGUGGAAACCUUGUUCAUAAAAAUAGUGUUUUUCAUGUGUUAAAAUAAAAAAAAAAAAGACAUGCUUUUCAUCAAGAGCUGUAGUCAGUCAGCCUGUGUACUUCCCUUUCCCUGCCAGAUAGUUGUUCCUGGCUGGAAGACAUUUUAUGCUAUUUAUUUGAUGACACACACCUGCUGGGUGGAUGAAAAGCAACUGCUCCUGGGGAUGACCUACUUCAAGGGCGCAGUCAGCUUCUGAGGACUUUGGCAGGUUAUCCUGAAAUCAUCUGAGUUCAUCUUGAUAUCACCUGUUGAACAUAUCUAAGACUGGCGUAUUUGCAGACUUGUAGGCACAGUUGCUAACCCCAGGGAAGAGAUUUUGGAGUCGGUAACUACUUUGUCAGUGUAUUGGGAAGACACACUGCUUUACCAAACCUACUCUGAGCAUAUGGAGUGCUGUUCUUGGCACUUGGAAUGUGAAUCAGCCCAGGGACCUGCCAGCCGGGAGCAGACCCUCUAGAAGGGGACCUAGUGGGAACAUAAGAAGUAUGGUCCAACACAGAAGGGAUAGAUCUGAGGUCGAAGGUAGGGAGGAUGAGGGUCCAAGGUAAGAGAAAGGGCCAUGAAAAAAAUUCUGAAGUCUUCUCCUGAGAGUUUACAGGACACAGAUUUCCAGUUGAGAUCAGGGAAGAGCAAGGAAUAUUUGAAAUGCAUGGAGACACUGUCACCAAUUCACCCUUGGAAGCCAACACAUCUUGGCAUGUUCAUUUCUAUUCUACAAACACUUAUGGGACACAUGCUGUUGAGACAUGGUAGGCCUUAGGUAGUAAAGAUGCAGAUAUAAAUAAUCCAUGUCUGUCUCCCAAUACAUAUACUCUAGUGAGAAAACUUACCUAAACAAAUUUUUAUUACUAAUUUGAAUAUAACAUAACCAUAUGUGUACACAAGGAGUUCUUAGCCAAGUUGGGGUUCCUGGAGGUGAUGAUACCUGGCCUGAGCUUUGACGAGUAAGUGUGUGUUAACCAAUGAAGAGAGAACAGGGACAUGGAGGCAUUAAAACAGUAUGUUGUGACCGGGAACUACACAUUGAGCAUCCCUAAUCUGAAAAUCCAAAAUUCAAGUUUUUGGGCCCCAAUAUGAUGCUCAAAAUGAAUACUUACUGGAGCACUUUAGAUUUCUGAGUUUUGGAUUAGAGAUGUUCAACUGGCAUGUUAUUUUGCAUAUAUUCCAAAAUCCAAAAAAAUGAAAAAUUCAAACACUUCAGGUCCCAAGCAUGGCGGAUAAGGGAUACACAACCCAUACAAGCUGUCAGUGUUACUUGAGCAAAAAAGACAAGGCGGGAACCAGGGUUUGAACCAGUGGGUACCUUAGAGGAGCUGCCAGGGCCACUCCAAACAAACGUGUAGUUGGAGUAAGAGGACUGUGCUUGCUCCAAAAACAGCUUCCUAACAAGUUCCCUCCCUUGAAAGAUCUGAGCAAUAUUUGGCUUUAACAAUGUAUGGAAGUGCAGCCUCCUAGAAGAUGGGGAAACAGGAUACAUCCUUAUAAAAUGUUGUCAUCUUGAGGGGGACAGUACACACUUGGGUGACUGACUCUCAUUCAGACAUGGGAGUUUUGUGGUUUGUGGGUGUGCACUGAAGCCUUGGAUUUUGCUGUGGGAAGGGAGCAACGAAGGUUGAGGGCGACACCAUAAGGCGUAAAUUAAUUUUUAGGUGAUUUAAAGGAUUAUGUGAGCGGAUAAAAAUGUUCUUCGGGAAUGUGACAGAUUGUAUUUUUCAAAACUAUUUGCAACAAUAUUUCCUGCCCCACUGGUCUUCCUCAACCUGCCGCUCCUGCGUCAAAGAGUAGGGUCUGUGUCCCAUCCCAUCCCCUUAGACCUCGGCAGGCCCUUGCGAAUGUCUUGCUGAAUAGAAUGCACCUCUUGAUGCCCUAAGCUCCUCUGUAUGGAAAAUCUAGAGAUUCUACCGAAGGCAUAUUGGCUCAGUGCUGAGAGUUGGAAGCUCUGAGUCAUGACUGAAUUGGUAGCUUACAUGUUGAUUUACAAGACAUCUUUGCCUAUUACAUUUAUUUACAGGUCCAGAGGUGAUGGCCUGAAAGACUUGGCUCCAAAUAUAAUUUGCCCUUUCUAUUGUUUAUGAUAUGAUUCUCUAUUCAGUGCUCUUUUUCUCUCCUAGUUAUCUGUUGCUGAGUAGCCAAUCACCCCAGAAAUGCAGUGGCUUCAGCAGCAAUCUCUCAGGAUUUUGGCGGGUUAGGAAAAUCAGGGGUCGCUUGGCUGGGUGUUCUCACAUAGGGUCUCUUGUGAGGUUUCUUCAGACAGAGAUCAGAACUGGAACUGCAUAGGAGGGACGGGAUCCUGGAGUAGCUGGGGACUGGCUGGGCCCCUCUCUCUUUGUGUCAUCAUUAGUCAAAAGACCCUUCCAGGUGGUGUCCCUGCAUAAGCUGGUUUGGGUGAUCUUACGGCAUGGCAGCCUCAGGCUUGCCAGCCCGGGGCACCAAAGGUGAGAGCUCCAAAAGUGAGGAGCAGAAGCUGUGUGGUCUUUUCUAACCCAGUCUAAGAAGUCACACAGUGCCACAUUCUGUGCUGCAUUCUACUCAGCAAGACAGUUGCAAGGGCCUGCCAAAGUUUAAGGGGAUGGGAUGGGACACAGACCCUACUCUGACGCAGGAGCGGCAGGUUGAGGAAGACCAGUGGGGCGGGAAAUACUGUUGCAAAUAGUUUUGGAAAAUACAAUCUGCCACACUCCUGAAGAACAUUUUCAUCUGCUCACGUAAUCCUUUAAAUCACCUAAAAAUUAAUUUACGCAUUAUGGUGUCGCCCACAACCUUUAUUGCUCCCUUCCCACAGCAAAAUCCAAGGCUUCAGUGCACACACGCAAACCACAAAACUCCCAUUGUCUGAAUGAGAGUCAGUCACCCAAGUACGUACUGUCCCCAUCAAGAUGAUAACAUUUUAUAAGGAUGUGUAUCCUGUUGUCCCAUCUUCUAGGAAGCUGCUCUUCUAUACAUUGUUAAAGACUAAUAUUGCUCAGAUCUUCCACAGAGAGGCCCCUUUGAAUCGAACCUGAGCAAACCAGAGAUUCAGGAGUGAAUGAUUUCAAAUCUGUCUUUAUUGGCUGUGCACCUGGGAGAUUGACGGUACUCUCAUAACAAGUUUGGUCAAUGGCAUUUAAGGGAAUACUGAAUGUUUCAGGGAGUGGAAAAAGAGAAACUAAAAGAAAGGCCCAGACUUUGGGCUCAAGGAACUUUAAAAACAGAAGCAUUGGCCGGGCGCAGUGGCUCACGCCUAUAAUCCCAGCACUUUGGGAGGCCAAGGCGGGUGGAUCACGAGGUCAAGAGAUCGAGACCAUCCUGGUCAACAAGGUGAAACACCAUCACUACUAAAAAUACAAAAAUUAGCUGGGCAUGGUGGUACGCGCCUGUAGUCCCAGCUACUUGGGAGGCUGAGGCAGGAGAAUUGCUUGAACCCAGGAGGCGGAGGUUUCGGUGAGCCGAGAUCAUGCCAUUGCACUCCAGCCUGUGUAACAAGAGUGAAACUCCGUCUCAAAACAAAAAACAAACAAACAAACAAAAAAACUGAAGCAUUAUCAUGUCCAUGGUAAGAAAUCUUCUAAUUUAAAGUUAAACAAUGGAUGUAAAUUUUACACUUUUUAGUAAGUGCUAUUUCAAGUGUGCUAUCUUUAAUGAGGACUUUAAUUCUUGGUUUACACAUAUAUAGAAAACAGAAGUUGAGUUCUUCAAAUAUUUGCUAUCAAAAAUAUAUGAUUUUUAAGCACUGAAUUGGAAGCUAUCCCUCCCUCCUUGGAUAAUCUAGAAAAGAAUAUAGCUCUAUUUUGAAAUCCCUUCCCGUUCAAGAGUUAUGCAAGCAAAUAGUGUUGACCAGGAUGUUGAAUGGGCCGGUAAUAAUAAUGCUACUCCUUCAUAACGCUAAGUAAUCAGGAAUAAUGCUGAAAAUAAGCGGACCGUCAUUUGUUUACUCUAUUUGGCGUUGUUAGUACUAAUAAUGCAUUUCAACACAGUCAAGUUGCUAGAGAAUGCUUUUGUGACUUUUAUGCAGGUUAUUGUUAUUUAAAUGAACAGUCGACUGCACUGUGAUGAAAAAAUGCAUGCUUUUCCCAACUCAGUUAUCAACCAGAAUUCUAGGAAAAUGAGAAUUUGUGUCUGCUUUCAUUCACAGAGCAAACUGGAGGUCACUGUUUUCAAUAUGAACCUUUUUCUAGCUUUUCAACAGUGAAUAAUUAGGAGCUGCUUCUGAUAUUACCUGUAUUCACUGUAGAGAAGGAAAGACUUUUAUCUUUCACGAUGAAAUACAUUUUCUCAUUCAAACUUUGUCAUUCUUUUUUUAAAUGGCAUUUUACACCACUGAGUCUAUCCUAGGUAGUAAAAUAAAAGAAAUAUAUUUUCUGAGCUGCAAUAGCCUUGUUUAUUCAAUUUUACUUCCUUAAAUUUCAUCUCCUCCUUGAAAAAUGAUUCAAAUGCAAAAAUGGGUUUAAGGCAGUUGAAUAUACAAAGGAAUUAUCUGCAUAAAAUGCUGUUAUACAAUCAUACGUGUUCCUUGCAUUUUGAUUAAAUGGAAUUGAUUCUUUUUUGAUUAUGUGCUUCUAUUGUUUUUUAACAGCUUUAUUGAGAUAUAACUUAUAUGUUACAUAAUGUGCCCAUUUAAACUGUACAGUUCAGUAGCUCUUAGUGUGUUCACUGCAGUGGGCAACCAUCACCACAAUCAACUCUAAGGCAUUUUUAUCACCCCAAAAAGAAAUCUGGUAUCUAUUAACAGUAAUUCCCCAUUUCCUGCCAGCCCCUGACAAUCACUAAUAUACUUUCUGUCUCUAUAGAUUUGCCUAUUCUAGAUAUUUCAUAUAAACGGAAUCAUACUAUAAGUGACAUUUUGUGUCUGGCUUCUUUCACUUAGCAUAAUGUUUGAAGUCUUCUUACUGACAAAUAAUAUUCCAUUGUAUGGAUACACACAUUUUAUCUGUUCAUUUAUCAAUUGAGCAUUUGGGUUGUUUCUACUUUUUGAAUAUUAUGAACAAUGCUGUCGUGAACAUUUAUGUACAAGUUUUUGUGUGAACAUGCAUUUUCACUUCACUUGCUUUCUACUUAGGAGCGGAAUUGCUGGGUCAUGUAGUAGCUCUGUACAGCUUUUGAAAAACUGCCCAACUGUGUUCUAAAGUAGCUGCACUGUGUCCCAAUCCCCCCAGCAAUGGAUAAGUGUUCUAAUUUCUUCACAUCAUCACCAGUACUUGCUUUUGUCUGUCUUUUUUAUUAUAGUUUUUCAAGUGGGAGUGAGGAACUGUCUCAUUGUGGCUUUGAUUCACGUUUCCCUAAUGUCUAAUGUUAUUGAACAUUUUUUCAUAUGUUUAUUGGCCAUUUGUAUUUCUUCUUUAGAGAAAUGUCUGAUUCUGUUGAGUUUUUAAAAAUUCUUUUGCCUCGCAGGCAUGUGGCGAGCAGAAUUGUUAGAAACAAAUAUAUCUUCCUAAACAGGGUGAUUUUCAAACAAAUUUAUACAUUGAAGACGUUGUUUUUACAGUGGUAGUAUUUUGAUUAUGCAAUAACUGAAUUGAUGUCAGGAAGCGAUUUGCUUCUAAAACUUUGUAUUCACUUUGGUUAGCGAUAUGGAUAUUAGUGGUCCCAGAAGCAUACCUAGAAAAAUAAGCUUGUCUAAUUAACUCAUUUUACCAAUUAGGAAAGCAAGGGCCUAAGAUGUGAAAUAUGUGGGUCACGUGGAGAAUUAAUGAUAGAGUUGGAAUUGUAUCCAGGUGGAGUACAGGUGUCCGAAAUUCUCUGUUUACUUUAGAGAGAAUGUAACUUUUCCACUAGGUUCUCAAUGAUUUUUAAAAAAAAUGGUGAAAAUGCCCUGCAAUUUUGUCAGUGACAUUUACUGUUGAGUACUUAACACAUAUUAUUUUCUCUUAUCCUUAUAGAAGCAUAUGUAAGAUUGAUAUUUUUAUUUUCUCCUUUUAUAUGUGGGGAAACUGAGGUUAGCUCACUUUUUCAAUGGCACCUACAUGGUGAGUGGCAGAUUUUCUGAUUCCAAGCCUGUGUUCUCUUCAUUUCUUCUGGAUUUUCUGAUUCCAAGCCUGUGUUCUCUUUGUCUCUUCUGACGUGUCAGACGAAUGAAAGACAGCAUCAACACAUUGUUCCCUGUGCCAUCUUCCAACUUCUCACUAAGUCACUGAAACAUAUAACUGAUAGGUGGCAUCAAGGAGCACUCCCUUGCCAUUGCCAUCAUUAACAAUUAUUUGGCAGUCUCCCUAAUUAUAACUUUUUCAGCCACCAAGCUAAUUUUAUUUUACAUUAUAUUCGAGAUGACCCUAAUUCCCACCCUAAUCAUUAUCACCACUGAGGGUACCAGCCAGAGCGCCUCAAACACUACUACACUAACUUUAGAAGUAUAAUAUAGGGUUCUGUGGACCAAAGAAUUGUUCAAAUAUAAGAAUAUUUGAACCAGGCACCAAUAACAAAACGACUUACAUUCAUAGGGUUAUUUUUAGUUACAAUGCAUUUGACUUACACUUUUGAUGCUCACAAUUGUACAAGCUUUUCAUUAUCUUUGUUUUUAUGUACUUUUAAUACUCAUGAUGAGACUAAGCCCUGAAGGGCUUUAGUUACUACAGUCCUAACUGCUGAGGCAGAGUUGCUUCUCAGAAACAAGUCUCUUGGCUCCCGUGUGGUCCUGUGUGUUCCCUCUGAUGUACCAUCCUCUGCCAGAAUGAUGUUCUGUUGGGCACCCUUUUGAAAGAAGAAGAGACUUUAUACCAUUAUUUCAGAAAACAAGAGAGCUAUGAACAAGUAGAAGUUAUAGGGAGGCUAAUUUUGAACCCAUAUAAAGAAGACUUGAUCUGUCCAACAAUGAAAUGUGUUGUCUUAUGAAGGAGUGAGGUCUCUUGUCAUUGAAAUGUUCAAGCUAGGGCUGAAUGACCAUCAGGAAGGAUCUUCCAGGAGGCAUUUCUGCCUUGGGGGAGGUGGGGAGUGUGUUUGUGGUGCUGAGAGAUGUUAGAGGGCACCUAAGAGCCCUUUCAACUAUGAGGCCGUGGAUCUUUGUUCUUAGUUAAGAGAGUAAGCUGGUUUAAGGGGUCCUGUAUCCUUACCAAGGAAAGAGAGUUUAUCUCUGAUACACUCUUAUCCUGCAAAGUUAAGGGUACAGGGUUUUCUCUUUAAAAGAAGUAACCAAAUUUAUCAAGCUAAAUUACUGAUUUGUAAAAGGUUAGAACAGCUGUUCCCAUCGAUGUUAACAGUUGCUGUACACAACGUGGGAUCCAUCGUCAAAUAAGAUUUAAUAUGAGCCUGCAAUGUGCUGCUGUUCCAUGUGACUAUCCAAGAGAAAGAGAAAAGAGGCAGCAAUUCCAAAUUCGUUUUUUAUUUUUGCGAAGUGCUUCAGAGGCACUUUCACACCCAGUGGUUCUCAGCUCUUGUUGCUCAUGCGAAUCACCUGGGGAGCUUUUUAAAAUUCAGAUGCCCGGGCUCCACCACAGACCAAAUAAAUCAUAAUCUCUAGGGGUGGGUUCCCAGUAUCAGUAUUUCUUAACAGCUGUUCGGGUGAUGCUUACAUGAAACCAGGGCUGAGAAGAGCUCUUCUAAUCGGUCUAGUCUGAGCAUGAGUCCAGGCAAAAUCUGGACAUUUGCUUUUGUAAUUCAGCUUGUUGUCUAGCAUUCAUAUUAUCAAUUCAAAGUCAAUGCUCUUCAGUACAAUAAGGGGCAGUGUCCCACAGUGGUUCACACUGCUGCUCUUGAGCCAGACAGCUUGGCUUUGUCCACUUACUAGCUUUGUGAUGUCAGGAAAGUUAUUUUAAUCACUCUAUGCCUCAAGUUGUUAAUUUGUAAAUCAAGAUAAGAAUAGUAGUUGUAAAGGGUGAAGUUAAUAAAGACCCAAAAGAAAAUUAAAACUCUCCAUAUUAUGAUAUUAUGAUUACCGCCAUCAUCAUCGUCCUCCUCAUCACCAUUAUUGUUUUGCUGUUGGUAGCAGGUGGUAUCCUGCUAGAUGUUAGAAGCUACAUACCUAUUGAAAAAGUCUGUUCUUCCCUGUACAGGACUAUACAGGGAAGUUGGCCUUAGUUGAAAACUAAGAACUCUUACCAGCAUUAGCAGCAUGCUUCCUCAGAUCUAGAACUUCCGGAUUAAGUGGAAUGUUUUGAUGGGACUUUUUGCAAGAAGUUCGGGCUUGAAGCAUGUAACUUGUGGUUCCAUCCAGCACUUGAUUCUACAGUGAGCUCAGGCCACAGCUCUGCAAGGUGGCAGCCGGGACUGAAGGCUCAGGCUGGGUUUCUGUUUAGUGACUGGGAAAGGCCUGUACUGCGUGUGGCAGGCUGACCUCCUGUAUCUUCAGGACAAUCUCAGUUUCAGAUGGCCCACCCUGCUGAUCAAACCCGUGGUUCAGAAAGCAUGGUUACUGUGAAACAGGAAGCAAUGGCUCCCAAUGCCAGUGUCCUAAUUGUGUAAAAAGUAAAUAUAAUUUGAAUAUGUGGGAUAGCCUCAGAGAAAAAUCAAAGAAUACAAUUAAGCACGGGUUCUAUUUAAUUUUCAGUUGAUGAAGGAAUAAUUUGAAGUUGCUCUAAUCACUGAGAGUACAGUAGCAAUAGUCCUUCAUUCUCUGGGAUUCGGGGCAAGUGUGGACAUUAUGUGCAUAUUCAGGUUUUCUAGCACACAGAUUCUAUCAAGAUAGUCUCUAACUGCAAUUGUGGAAACUGGUGGGGUAUUCCUAGCAGGAGCUCAAAGGAUUGUAAAGCUGAAUAACAUCUUUGUCUCAAGAACUUAUAUGAGAAACUUUUUUCCCUUUUUCUCCUACAAGCAUUUAGUGGUUCACCAUUGCAGACACUGCAUAGCUUUGUAUCCCACACAGUCCUCAUGUUAAUAGUUGUUUGCUAGUUGUGGUCAUUUAAUUGAAAAAAGCUGGCACGGAGAUAUUACAGGUCCCAAUAGGUCAUUUCUAUAUCAAGUAUUGUGUUAUUGCCUUUAACCAAGCCCUGCCCAAGGCCAACUUUAUUACAGGCAUUAAUAACAUAGAAUAGGAUAGACAGAGAGCUGAAGAAAAGAUGUGUGUGGCCUUUAAAUAUGCCAAUCAUCUACAGUUCGGAGGGUUGCUUACCAUGGCAUAUCGCCAGCUGUGCAUUAUAGAAUUCCAGAUGGCAUGGUAAUGUUGGUACUUGUUUUGGAUUCACCCUGGUAAUGUGGUUAAAGAGGGCACUGAACUAUGACUGAGAUCCUUUUGCUUGCCUCUUCCAGGGUAGAUCCUGGAAGGCUCUCUCCCCUCCAGCCAAUCAGAAGGCUGCCCCAACCUCUCUUGGGGAUUAUGGACUCAGCACAAAUUGCUCUUUCCCCAUGAGUUCCCAUGGACCUAGUAACCCUACAUUAAGAGGGCAGUGAGAUUGCAUUCCCUCAUGUGAUCUGUGUUCGCCCUCCCUCAGACCCCAGAGCUGGGGCAAGUUUGGACAUGAACUCAAUGACUCUAUAGAUAUGGGUUGUGUUUUCAUUAGCUUGCCUGUCUUGCUUGCUCUGUGUUCUAUGAGAUUUCCUUCCCCAACCCCCUUUUUUGUGGGGGGAAAAAACAACAACCCUUUUUAUAGAAAUUUACACGGAGACAAAAUAAUGUAAUGAACCCACAUCUCCAACACUAACCAUCAACAGCUACCAACAUGUCACCAUUCUUAUUUUAUUCUUCUCUCUUUUUCUUUUGUUAGAGUAUUUUAAAGCAAAUCUCAGAUAUCCUGCUUUACCUGUAAAUAUUUCAGCAUGUAUCUCUACUAUGUACAGCAUAACUUGUAAAAAUGUAAUCACUAUUUAAUAAUGAUUACAUAACUUCUCUGGGUUUAGUUUUUCCUAAUUGUUUCCAGAGUGUUCACAAAUGGUUGGACAGUUUAAUUCAGGCCCCAAACAAAGUAUAUCUGUUGCAUUUGGUUGAUCUAUCUUUAAAUGUUCUUUCAUCUAUUACAGAUUCUCCUCCUGAGUUUUUAUUACAUUUAUUUGUUGAAGAAAUUGUCCCAUGAAAAUUUUUGUCCCGUAGAUUAUUGCCCUGUAAACAUUUUCAUAUUAUCUAUUUGAACUAUAGCAUCUCCACGGUGCCAUUUAACAUGUUUCUCUUUCCUCAUUACUUCCUGUAAAUUAAUAGUUAGAUCUAAUGACUUAAUGAGAUGCAAAUUCAACUGUAUCACAUCGAGAGGCACAUAACAUCUGUUCGCAUUACUUUUAUUGAGAUCAGGAUUGGUCAGUGGGUUCAGGUGUGGUCAGCUUUUCAUCCACUAUGAAGUUCUCUAUCAACCUAUUAACAUUAUAGUUUUAGCAACCAUUGAUGAUCACUGCCAGCAUUCAUUCGGGAUUACAACAUGGUAAUGUUCACUUCUAUCAUUCAGUGUGCAUUUACUAGCUAUUAUUCUACCAUAUAGAAGAACUUACUAUCAUCAACUAUUUGGUUACUCUGAAAUACAGUUCAUAUAAGAAAGGCAGCAUAAAUGCCUCUGUUUAUUAAAUAGUUUUCAGAUUAUUGAAUGGCACCAGCAACCUCCAAAAUUGAUCAGUGAUGCUUGCUUCUUUGUUUGUUUUGAGUAUCAUUAUAAACCCUUGGGCUUUUAUCUAUUUUAUAAGCGUCAGUCCAUCAAUCUUUCAUCAGUGAGUUCCUCUUCAAGUUGCCUCUUUUGCCUUUUAACAUGAGUCCACUCGUCUUUUCUGGCAGGAUAGGAUGCUAUAGGCUCCUGGCCCAAAACUGGGAGCAACUAUUUUCUAAAGAAUCCUGACUCCCUUUUUAAGGAAAUAGUAUACACAGACUUCAGUCUGGACACCAGAGGUAGAUUCCCCCUUAUAUGGUUAUGUUUCUGUGGAAUGGUAAUGCAGUCCUCCUUGGUAUCUCAUCGUUCCUGCUCUCUGUAGGCAUCUGGUUCCACCUGGAUACUCCCUCCCCACACACUCUUGUAAUGGCCAGUGCUCCUUGCGAUUCCACCUCCCUUUCUAAUGAGAUCCUGCUGCUUCUCUUAACGCUUUCAUCCUCUCCUUCUAAAUCAGAUACCCCAACACAUCUCUGGGCUUCUAAGACACCAAAGUGGGGAAUGCUUCUGUAAUGUUGAAGAAUAAUGGUACCCUUUUUUACAUAGACUAUUUUUAGGUUUUUAUUUCUUGAAGGGAGUCAACCUCCUGUUGCUGUCUAAGCCUUCAGUAGACACCUUUAGUCUUGUUCUUAACGCAGAACAACUGUGCUUUGAAAAACCAUGGAAACAGGCAGUCCUGGCCCCAGACCCAGGGAGGCUUCAUAAAACCAACAGUCCCCUCGGGUGUGUGUCUUUCCUAGGAGGCGUGGGCCGUUGCAUGUUGAAAUUCUUAACUAGGGUUGCCAGGUAAUGAAAAAGUGUUAAUGAGUUAGUUUAUCUUAACCAUUUGAGGCCACCUACCUAUUUGUACAUUUGAUGAAAACUACAGAACUUCUCUCUGGAAAAAUGUACAUACACACAAAAUUUUAUAGACAAUUUCAUGGGUUUCAAAGUGCUCAGGGUAUCUUGGAGUUUAAUUUGUUUUCAUAAGCUGGAUCCUGAUGUGCGCUGGCUUGUUAGAGGUUGCAGGGUUUAGAGGUGAGUCUGGACAAGAAGGCACAUGCUGAUAUCAGGGGGCCAGUUUCAAACCACUCCACUCAACAUUAUUUAUUCUUUGGUCUAGAGGUACUCCUGGUGCCAGUCUGUGAACUACUUGAUGUCAGUCCAUGACAUCAUAAAUGUAGAAAUUGAGAACAGACAUCUAAAAACAUUUAUAGCAAUUUGAUGUUGUCACAACAUGCAAGCAUAUGGUCCUUGGACUUGUCUCACUGAAGAGGAUACGAACUAUUUCGGGUGCUGAUGGGUUCACAAGCACCACAGUGGGAGCUGCAUAGCAGUCAUGCACACAGUGGGAGCUGCAUAGCAGUCAUGCAAAAAGCCCCCCUCCCAUCAGUUGUCAACAGGUUGGGAAUUAAAAACCAAAGCACAAACUGAUCCUUCAUCUCAGAUAGUAGUCUAAGAAGCAACAGCAGUGAAACCUAGAGUACCUUUGCUCAGCCUACCUUGUUGUUUUAGCCCGUCUUUCUCCACUCUAUACUUCUACAAAGUAUACCUUGAAGAAGGCAUAGAGUUGGUAUUCAGUACAUGUUUGCUGAACUGUGAGCAGAGCAAAACUGAUGCCCAGAAGGAGAAACCACAUUCUUUCCCUAAUAAUACCCUGCAGGGAAAAAAAUUUUUUGGAUAAUUCCUAGGAAGUUGAAGCUAUUUACAUGAAAAAAAAUAUGAUAGGAAAUAAAUUAUAAGCAGUCAUUAACUUCACUGAAUAUUCUCAUAGAACAUGAAAUAAAUAGAGUAAUCUUAAAGAGCUAGUCCUCACAGUGGAAGUUGUGAGGCUUUUGGGAUGGUUUGUAUUUCAGUGUACAUGUUAUAUGAAUUAACAAGUCAGUAACAAAUGUGAUCCAUUUACAGGGCAGAAAAACUAGAGUGGUCUCAAGUAUAAUGAUAGUCACAGUGGGAAGAAUAUAACUUAGUUAAUCAUCAGGAUAAGAGUUUAUUAUAAACAAAAGGCAAACGAGAUGUGGUCGUGCAUUCUCUGCCCAGUUUUUCCCUCCUCUUACCCCUUUAUGUCAUCUCUUUCUGUCUCUACUAAGGAUCCAGAAUCAGUAAAAUCUGUUCUUUGAAAAUCUUGUCUUUAAAAACUGGACUUGUGGAAAGUCACCUGGUAGCCUGAAGACUGACCAACAUAAGGAGGAGUUUAAUCCCAACCUCACAGCCCCUCUUCACCACCCCCAUACCCAGUAGGGUUCAUUCACACGCCUAGCAGCACAUCUGUGACACAGCAGGCUGCUGGGGGGACUGUCUAAACCCAAAGUCACCGGCUGUCUCACUAACCAGAGAAAGGGAUUUUACCUCAGGACAAUUUCACAGGUUCUGUGGAGCCAGCCCCUACAUAAAGAGACAGAUUUCCUUCUUUCUUUUCUUUCUCUUUUUUUUUCCAGUUGAAUGGAUUCAGAAACAUCUGCUAAAAGUAAAAGAAGAAAAAUUGAGAAUAUGUCACAGUGCUGGUGAAAUCAGCAGUAGAGGGUGUCUGGGUAUGUGCUGCAAGAGUGACACCUGGUUUAUGUUGAUCAACAACUAAGUGAGCUAUAAAUUUUGUGGAAAUAACUUUGCUAUUUAACAUCCCGUUUGAGCAACACGGGCCAUUUGCCCUAUCUAAUAAAAAGGAAACGGUUGUCCUGCUUACCACGCAUGGGACAUUGAAGGGAUAAAGGAGCUUGUCCACAGUAUGUGGGCCCAGAAAUGCACAAUAGCUAAAGUCUGAUGUGACCUUUGUCUUUGCAAACAAAGAGACUGAUAACCCAGGUGUCACCACCACAUUUUUUAAACACAUGCAUCACAAAGGGCUCAGCUUAAUGACUAUUUUCAAGUACAAGCGAAUUUCCUGAAAUGGAAGAAAAAAAAUAGAAUCAUACUUGGGGGUAAUUAGGAGCUCAGGCUACCCCUAGUGUUCUUGGACAAUAUCUAACCACAAAUGUUCACUGCACCAGUGCCCUGACUCCUAUAUGGAGUUUUAUGGUUAUUGAUAGUAACGUGAUUAUGGUAACCAUUAUAUGUACCAGGCAUGGGGCUACGCACUUUAUGUUAGCAGAUUUUUUUUUAAACUUGCACAAUAGGUCUAAUAGAUCAGUGUUUUAUUAUUCCAUUUUGUAAGUAAGGAAACAACUGACUCACAUCAUGCCCUCCGUAAGUGGCUGAGCUGGUCUCAGAACCAGGUCUAACUUCUCAGCCUUAAUAAUCGUGAUGCCUUUUAGGGGUUUGGGUUUGGUUGGUUUUGAUUUUUUUUUUUUUUCCUUAAAAAUUUAGAAAGAUAGGCUUCUUUGCUCCUUGACUAGAAAGUUUCCAAACCUCUUUUUAACCUACAACUCACACAAGCCAACAAAGGGAAUGGAAAUUGGCCACAGCACUAUCACUGAAGGGUAAUAAUUAAUGAAAAAGGUGUCACUUACAGGGGUCAGUGACACAAAGUCUAUCUCUCUCUUGGAUUAGCUUUUCUAGCACUCUUUAAAUACUGUGUUGAUAGCAGCAGAGACCAAAAAGAAUGCAACAGACCAGAACAUUUUAAACCUCUGGGAAGAAAAAUAUAAAAAUAAAGCUGUUUUCAUAGCCUUAAACAACUUUUUACACUUCUUUUUCUGUGGUAGUAAUUGUGAUAUUUACCACUUCUUGUGGGCCUUUUUUGUGCUAAACAACAUGCGUAUUUUUAAUUAUCAACAAUCCCACAAAUAGGAAUCGUCUCAAUUUUACAGUUAAAGAAACUUAGACUCCAUGAGGUUAAGAAGUUAUAGCUCUGUGUAGAAUCUUAGGAAGACUUUCUCAUUAUGAAAUAGAUCACAUUCAAAAUAUACAACAGAAGUAACAAAAAAAAAAAAACCACACAAAUUGAUAAACACUUCCAAGAGAUCUCUUACAAGGCACCAGCAGUGAAGGUUCAGCACCUCCUGUGGGCUGAUCCCUUGUGGUUGAUGGGGAUAUGAAGCAACUGAAAUACAGUCAGGUGGGCACUCCAUUUUCAAGCCAGCUGAUUACAAGCUGAACACCCUUGGUGUUAUCUACAAAGACAUGGAAAGGGGGACCUGCGCCUCUUCAGGGCUACAGUGGUACUGACUAGAGUCACAUCUUGUGAUCAGGAGAGUUCCUCCAGCGCUCUUUGUGCACAGCAAACCUGAUACUCCUCAGAAAGUUCCACAGCCAAAGAGUGGGCAUGUGACCUACAAUCCAGGGGCCCCAACAUCAGGACCUGUCUCCCCAGCAGCAACCCCUGGAUUGAGUUAUUUAACUGCUCUGGACCUGAGUCGCACUGACCAUAGAAGAGGGCGUAUUUCUCAGAACAGUUGGAAACUUAUGCUGGCCUUUUGUACAAGUCAUACCAAGCUCCUUCGAAGAACAGAUGACCAAUCUGGAUUAUCUUAAAGGUGGAAAUGGGCUUUUUAAGGGGGAGAGGUGACUGCUACCAGGAAGCCAGAGAUUUCCACCGUUCUGUGACCCUCCUUUCUCUGCAUUCUUCAGGACGGGGCUAGAACCUGAGUUUACCCCUUCUCCUUGUGAGAAUGUGUCUUCAGGAGCUUAUUGAUAAUUCUGUCUUUCAGCACAAAUUUGUGAAGUUGAGGUCCCUGCCAAUUGAUAGUCACCUUGUGGCUUGAACCUGUCAGUCCAAAAGAAUAAAUAUCUACCUUUGGAUUCAUUUAUAGUGAAGGAUGGUGCAGAGCCAGGAUGCCUAAGUGUCACCUCCUGCAGUUCACUGACACAUGGAGUCCUUUUGACAGGUGCCCAAGAGUUUCUUCUUCCUAUUUAUUAAAACGUAUACUUUUAGAGUGUUUUUUUUUUAACCUCUUUCCCCCUUUCCUUCUUGUUCUUUCUUCCCUCUUUGUUCUUCUUUUUCCAUCUCCUUGUCUUUUUAACGCUCUCCUCUCCUCUCUCCCUUUCCACUCUUCUUGUCUGCAUUUUACUCAAACACCAUAUAAUAAAUCCAGCAAAUGCUCAUAAAAAUACCAAUUCCAACCACAAAAAUGGCAGCACAGCCUCAAAUUGGAAAAAAUUUGGAAAAACAAACAAAUCAUCAAAGACCAAAGACUAUAAAGAUGGGAUUCGCUGUGAGAUAUAUUUUAUAAUGAAAAUUCUGCUAUAAAGAAGCAUCUUUUAAUUUUUUUUUCCUUGAUAUAGUCUGAAUAGUUUAUACCUGAUGCCAAGAAAUUAUAUAUAAUUAGUCUGGGUAAUAUAUAAUUUCCAUUUGAUUAUAUAUAUUAAAGUGAUUAAGGAACUUCAGUUUUCACUAGUAAAUAUCUGCCUUCUUUGUUGCAUUCUGGGUUUGUAAUGACUGUUUAUAUCAAGGGUAGCACUCAUUCAGAACUGAAGGGAGCAAACGUUGGAAUGCUUUAACCAAGACUGGUUGCCUGACGUCUGUGAAUCUGGGAGAUAACAUGAAGUUAGCUAUAUUUUGGAAAAAACGGAAGAGAUUUCAGGCCAAUUCCUUGAAACCAUCAUGUAGUUUUGCAUGACUUCCCAUAAGAAAAUUGCAUAAGGCCGGACACGGUGGCUCACAUGUGUAAUCCCAGCACUUUUGGAGGCUGGGGGGGGGGGAGUCACCUGAGGUCAGAAGUUCGAGACCAGCCUGACCAACAUGGUGAAACCUUGUCUCUCCUAAAAAUUUAAACAAGUAGCCAGACGUGGUGCUGAGUAACUAUAUUUCCAGCUACUCAGGAGGCUGAGACAGGGGAAUCACUUGAAUCCAGGAGGCGGAGAUUGCAGUGAGCCAAGAUCGUGCCACUGCAUUCCAGCCUGGAUGACAAAAGUGAAACUUCAUCUUAAAAAAGAAAAAAAAAGCUGCAUAAAACAGCAUAGAUGAGAAGGCAUAUUUUAGGAUAAUUAUUCAGUUAAGUAUGUGACAUCACCAAUAUUUUUAAUAUUGCAUAGAGUAAAAUGAAAUUUUUGACAUGUCAGUUUUUAAUUAAUGACUUGUUUGCCUUUUAUAGAUUACUUUCAUAUGUUUAUUCCACAUAUUUUAUAGCAGUUUUUCUUUUUCCAAUUAGAGGAUGGAUUUCAUCCUUUAUCUUUGCAGGUAGCUGAUCCAAGACAUUUUUAUGUAAAUGGAUUAAUUAAUUAGUAGCCUUUAUUUGAAACUUAAAAAGAAAAUAAUCCUUUUUGAGAGGCAUUAACUGUUUUUUAAAGCCACAAACGAUUCUUUACUUAAGCACCUUGUCACACAAUUAGAAAUUAUUUGACAGCAUUAAUCAUAAUAAAAUGCAUUACCCUUUACUGAAUCACCUUUUUUUCAAGCUAAUUAAAAGAAUCCAUUUCCUAGGAGACUGUACAGCAACUUCACUUGUAAAAAUCAUAUUUUUGGGGAACUUAACAGUACAUAUUUGUGAAACUUUUGAGCAAAUGACAUCACAGGUUCAAUUACCUGUACAGCCUUUGUGAGAAGGCAUCUGGCUACAGAGAUGUGCUGGGUUCUAGGAAAGGCAGCUGCUACAUCUGGCCUUUUUUGAGAGCCCUUAAGCCCCUCUGCUUUCCAACCCUCGGAUUUAUGCAAAUCAGAAAUCUUUGGCGGUCUCCACUUCCUGGCCAGGCCAGCAUAAUCCACUUCCUUCGGGUUCAUGUGACCAUGCAAAUUUGAGCACUCCUGAAUAGUCCCAGAGGGGCUGUGCCUCUCAUUAUUCCUGCCCCAUUCUCUGUGCAGUGCAAGCAUUCAGACUAUGAAUGGACAAGGAUUUAAUUACUCACCACAUCUGUCAGAUCAGAUUCAACUUGAGAAUGAAGAGAAUCCCAGACAAGCCCAGUCGUUUCUUUGCAAUGUUCUUCAUGGCCGAGGUCAUCCAGCUCUGUCUUCUAGGGAAUAUUUUCCACUCCUUGUUUCAUGACCUUCUGGAAAGCAGGGACUCUGGCUUUUGGAGAUCCAUUACUGGGCCCUUCACAUUGUGUGUGGCCUUUGCAAAUGUUAAUUAAUCUUGCUGAUGAUGCACUGAGCAUCAGGGAGCCCUUUAUUCCCCUUGGGCUACUGAUGACCAAUAUCGAUGCCAGAAAGUUUUCCUUACUGUUCCCUGACCCACAUGUUCCUCUCUGGGUGUGCUUUGCUGGUUUUCCCGUCUCUCUGAUAUGUUUCCACAUGGCAGAUUGACUGCUUACAUUACUAGGUCAGCCAGAGUUGACAUAGUAAAGGUGGACGGUCCCCAAGUAGAGAAUAUAUCUCCAGUUCCAAGGCUAUCAGCCUUCCCAGGAAAAUGUGCAUAAUGGCAGGCAGGAAGGAAGGUAUCCACUGGGGACCAGAUGAUUCUGCUCAGUGAAUGGGCACUAGCAGCCCUUCCCCUAGGUUUAUUUCCUCACUGGGAUUAUCUGGGUUUAAAAGGAGAUUCUUGGCACGUUUAGCUCUGGAAUACAAGGUUCUUUGGGCUGUCAUGGCGUUUUGAGGGUUUUAAUUUUAUUUUUUAUUUUAACAUUUUUUUUUGCUUUUACCUUUUUAAAAUUGAAAUUUGUAUAAAAUUAACCAUUUGAAAGUAUACCAUUCAGUACAUUAUAAUUUUACACAACCCUCAUGUCUACCUAGUUCCAAAAUGUUUUCAUCACCCCAAAAGAAAGCCCCUUACCCAUUAAAUAGUCCCUUCCCAUUCCCCCUAGCCCCUGUCUCUAUGGAUUUACCCACACUGGAUAUUUCAUAUAAAUAGAGUCACGCAAUAUGUGACCUGUUGUGACUGGCUUCUUUCAUUUGGCAUGAAGUUUUUGAAGUUUGCCAUAGUGUUUUACUGAGGCAUUCUCUGGCGUAGGUGUGUUUAUUAUUCGGUCAAAGUUAUUCAUGUGUUCUCUGUUUUGGGUAAUGUCAUUACCAUGUAUGGAAGCCUGAGAGUCAGCUGGGACCUCUCCUCUUCUCUCACUACUGUUGUAUAAUUGUUCUUUAAGUCCUGUGGAUUCCGCAUUUGCAAUACUGCUAGUCAGUUCUCAUUUACAUUCUUUUUUUUUUUUUUUUUUUUGAGACAGAGUUUUGCACGUGUUGCCCAGGCUGGAGUGCAGUGGUGUGAUCUCGGCUCACCACAACCUCCACCCCUUGGGUUCAAGCCCUUCUCCAACCUCAGCCUCCCAUGUAGCUGGGAUUACAGGCACCCGUCACCAUGCCUGGCUAAUUUUUCAUUUUUAGUAGAGAUGGGGUUUCACCAUGUUGCUCAGGCUGGUCUCAAACUUUUGACCUCAGGUGAUCCACCCAUCUCAGCCUCUCAAAGUGCUGGGAUUACAGGCAUGAGCCGCUGUGCCCAGCCUUCAUUUACAUUCUAACUGCUUUUGCCCCUUUCAAAUGCUAUUCCUGCCCAGUUUGUCUUUCUCAGACAUAGACCCAUCUGCCCUUCUCAGUACUCUCCAGUGGCUCCUCACCACCUCAAAAUAGGGUUCAAGGUCCUUACCAGCAGGCCAAGGCUGUUCACAAUCUGUUCCUCCUCUCCCUCCAUCAUUCCCAUCCCUCGCCUGUACACCAUGUCUGAGCCAAGCACAUUAGACUGCUGGGGGGUCUCUUGCUGAUGGUGCACACUGCCUCUUGCAUCCCUUCAUGUGUCCUGUUCUCUCCCCACAAUGAUAUUCUUCCUCUCCCCACAAAUGCAGGGGUCCAUUCCUUCUUUAUAAUCUUGCAUUUUACCUUCUCAUCUUACCUGGCCCAUUAAUCAGAAUGAAUUCCUCCUUUCUCCCUAAGUCUGGCAUUUUAUUUAUCAUAGUACUUAUCACAACCAGUCUUGAAAAGGGCUCUUUGAAAUUUCAGUCCUUUUCUCACUAAAUUCUGAGCUUCAUGAAGGGAGAAAUCUUGUCUUACUCAUUUUAAUAGCGAGCAGCAACCAUUGUGUGCGUGUGUGUGUGCGUGUGUGUGUGACAGAGUCUCACUCUGUCACCCAGGCUGGAGUGCAGUGGCAUGAUCUUGGCCCACUGCAAUCUCCACCUCCUAGGUUCAAGGCAUUCUCCUGCCUCAGCCUCCCAAAUAGCUGGGAUUACAGGUGCCCACCACCAUGCCCGGCUAAUUUUUUUGUAUUUUUAGUAGAGAAAAAUGGCCAACAUUUCACUAUGUUGGGCAGGCUGAUUUCAAACUCCUGACCUCAAGUGAUCUGGCCACCUCGGCCUCCCAAAGUGCUGGGAUUACAGAUGUGAACCACCAUGCCCAGCCCUCAAUAAAUAUUUUGUUGAAUGAUUUGAAUUUUCUUCUCUAAAGAAAAAACCAUGAGCCUAUAAGGACCCCCGAGUCAUGGAGAAAACCAGUCUGAAGGAAAGUAACAAGAACUAACAUUUAAAAUAGUAAUUACGUUUAUCUUCUAUUGAAUUUAAAGCUACCCAUAGUGACUCACCAGUUGUAAUUCGCAGAAAAUGCAACUUUGCUUUUUUUCCCCUUCUGAUUAUGUUCUUCAUUACAAAUCUCAAGAGUUUUAUAUGCAGUUGCCAAAAAUCUUUCUUUUGACAAAUUGCACAGGAGGCAUUUUGAGAUUGUGUGAUAGACUCGAUUGAAUUUAGGCCAAGUCCUGUACACUUGUUUCACUCAAAACAAAAAUGCAGAUGUAGGGCUACUCAAACAUUUACCUAUUUAUUUUCUCCCAACCCUCCAAAUUCAUCUUUCUUUAAAAACAAUCAAUCAGAUUCCUUUUAAAUUAAAUGCCAAGUAAACAAUGCAAAUAAAACUAUUUUGUUUGCUGAGAAGUAAUUGAAAAUCUGCAACUAAUUACAAAUUGGCAAGCUCCGAGCCUACAAAUAGCUGAAACACUCUGCUGAGGCAUUGUUUACAGCUGGGUUCAAAACCGGUUUCCUUACACCAGCCAUCCACAAGUUAUUAAUCAAUACUUUGCCAAGUUCUAUACCUCACCUUCAAAAAAUUGUAAUAAACAUUUCAUUUUCAAUAUGGGCUUCAUAAACAAAGCUGUUAAAAACUAGAGGAGGUUUAAUUGGUUAGAACACACAAAGCCUGCUCUUGGGUUAUGUGAAUUGGCUUCUCGUUUAAAUACCCUGUUCUUCCUCAACUGCUCAGGAACCUGCAACCUAGUUGAAAUUAAUAUUCUGUCGGUCUGGUCACUGAGUCCCCUAUGGCACUCUAAGUGCCACAAGACCUGCUUUAAUUGCAGUUCUGGAGAAAAGCAACAUGUUCAUGGACCACAGAGACACAGGGACAACGAAUGUAAUUUGGCUUUGUGACAUGCAGGUAAAGUAGAAUUUACACUGUGGUGAAAUUCAAAAUAUGCAUUUUUUAAAAUGUUUUUUUAUUUAAGUAUAGUAUAUGUUUAUUAUAUAUGUCUAUAUAAAUAUAUUUUUUUCCUAAAUAUGUGUGUGUGUGUGUGUGUGUGCACGUGUGCAAUUUUUUUUUUCCUAAAUGCUCUUCCUCCAGAUCUUCACUUGGCUGGCUCCUUCUUUUCCUUCAGUUGAGUGCCACUCCUCAAAAAGACUGUUCACCUUACCUAAUAUCUCAUAUUUAUUUCCUUUCUUCAUUUGUUUACUUGAUUAUUGUGAUAUACCACCUCUAGAUUGUAAGCUAUGCAAGGACAGACUCCUUGUCUAUCUUAUUCACUAGUCUCUAGAACUACUCUCUCUAACCCUAUUCUUUAAUAAUAGGGCCUGGCACAUGGUAAGUUUUGAUAAGUAUUGGAUGGGCAGACGUUUAGAUGGGUGGGAGGGUGGAUGGAUGGACUAAAGCGAUGAAUGGGGGAAUAGAGUCAGGUUGGUUGGGACGAGCAGCAGAGUUAAGAUAGAAAUUGAAUGCCAGGAAAAGGCACGAUUCUAAAAGUGGCUCCUCUGAUAAGAAACCAAAGCCUGUUAUAAAUGCCAAAAUUGGAAACAAGUGUACAACCUAGCAUGCAUUUAGCCAUGAGAGAUGGUGAGAAGUGCUGCAUAAGGAUUUCUCUUCAGUGUUCACAAGGGUUGUUCUGCGGAAAAACAAUUUAACCGUCUCUGGUCCCAAAGGGUUGAACCGGAACCAACAAGUGGAAAUGACUCAAACACAUAUUGUGCCUUUAAAUGAGGAGCUUUCUCCCUGAAAGAGCCGCCCUGGAUAGAACACGGGUAGUGAGAUGAUGCUGGUGGAAGUGUUUAUACAUACAGUGCAUAAGGAUUCAGCAAGGAGGCUGUCAAAGGGGAAACUGACAUCAAAUGUGCUGUGGUUUUGGGUCACUUAUCCGGUCCCUUCCCAUCUCAAAGCUUGAUGCUUCUGUAAUAAUCAAGGGAGAAACCCAUGAUACAGUGGGCAGUUAUUUUUUAAAAGAGGAAUUUUAAUGAACUGUGGAUUAUUCAUUUUGUCCCAUAAGAAGAUAACUGAAAAAUGACCAAAAUGAACUGAACAAAAAUGUUCAAACAAAAUAAUAGGGCUGAAUUUUUAAAGUCUCUUCCACAUCUUCUGUUCCCUGGGAUGCCUUAGACAGGGGUGUGCAGUAUUUUAGGCACAUCGUGAGCAAGGCGCCUGCACUCCCAGGGGGUGGCAGGGACAGCAUGGAAGGUCUUCAUCCAGCUCUCUGAUCUUAAGGCACAGCCUCGGUGUGUGAAACACAGGGGAACCUCAAAAAUAGAACAAGAGCACUCCAUCCAUGUGAAGAUGACUGUCAAGGUCACCGAGACCUACAGUGAUCUGGCAAAUUAAAGCUGUCUCUGGCCGCCUUUCCUUUCAAAACAUACUUCUGGAGAUUAAAAAAAAAAAAAAGACUACAAAUUGGUGAUUUUCUGAUGCUGAGUCAUUUUUCUUGCAGUUCUUUCUGCUUUUCCUGUUUAUUGUUGGUUUGAUAGCUGACCAUAGAAUCGGUGCCUUUCAGCAAGUGUUAGGGAGAGAGCUGAGGAUGGAGAUAUAGGGCCCCUCUAGGCACAUUUAGGCAGGGAUGUACAGGGCCUCCUGCAAGCUCUCAGAUGUCCAGAGAUCAAGAUGAGUGUCUUCUCUGAUUAAUGAAGUUUGGAUUAUUCACUGUACCACAAUCUAGUUCUUAUCCUUGUCAAUCACUGGGGCAAAUGGAAUACUGCGAAUAGAAUGUGGGAAGGGAGUUUAGAUUCCUUACCUGGUUUCUAGCCAGUCUGAUUCAUUGUCUGACCAGAGAGGCCUCAUUUGGGUCACGUAAAGUGGCACCAUCCCUGGUGAGCUCCCUUACUGUUCUCUGUGCCCAUGCAUCCCUUCACUCAUCCUGGUAGGCCCAGCUUCAAUGUUACCUUCUGUUUGAAGCUCCCCAAGCCUUCAGGCAGAAUAACCAGUGUUUCCUCUGUGCUUCCUCACUCUCCUCUAUACCGCAUUUGUCAGUUUAUGUUAUGGAUUGUUCUGUACAGACUUGGCUCUCCUGUGAGGCUAGGAGAUCCUUGAGAAUGGGGAAUGUGUUUGCUUUUUUCUUUAUGUCUAGGAUUCAGCACAGUUCUUGGUCAAUGAAUGUGCGAUGAAUAGGAAAACACAUGACUGGACACCUGAAAUAUUAAAGGAAUUAAUAUUUUGUAGGUAGAGAAAUCAAGACGUAUAAAGUUCAGAGUGAAAUUGAUCUUUUCUCUCCAAUUCAGUCUGAUUAAAUGGUGACAGUUUCUUCCUCUCAUGAGCCACCUGGAUCUUAAUGGUUAUUUUCUUACAAGACUGUUGAGUUUACAAUAUGACAGAACUGUGUUUACCUUGGAACGAGGGCUGUCCUCUAUUAAGAAGCUUUCAGUGUAGCCCGAGAGUCAAGUUAUGGAGUUGUGGGCAAAAAGCCAGUAAGGAAAACCUUGAGGAGAAAGCCCUCAUGGAUGAGAAAUGCUUUAUCAUCUGGUCCCUGAAUCUUACGGAAUUCAGCAGUGACCUCGCCAAACGAUCCCACAGUGAGGGCUUAACACGUUCCACGGCCUGAACUCGCUCUGAAUGGACUCCAGAUUCCCGAUGGUGCAUGCAGCCCCUCAGGGUCAGAGGCCAUCAUGCUGCCAAUCAGACAAGGCAGGUGGAAUGUUGCACAGCUGCACUCUGGUCGCAUUUCCCAACACCUCCCUGUCCCAUGAUGCUUGCACGUCGACAUGCUGUUCCUGCCACCUUGUCAUACUUGUAUGUGUGGAGAGCCUGUCCCCAGUGCUGUUUUCUCAGGACAAGCUCAACUUCACUUCCUCCCGCCUUAUCAAACUCUUUGUUUCCAAAAUUGUUAAUCAAGCCACUUGGGGGGUUGAACUCAACUCCUCCCUCCCAAUAUCCUCCCAGCUCAAAGUAAUGAGAAGAGCAAUUGACCAUAGUGAGGAAGUCCAUGGUCUCCAUUUUCCCCAGUCUAUCAUGCCUUGGAUGGUUAAGGCUGUUGAAUAUUGUCAGUUGCAUGUCCCACAUGCUAAUGGUGGUUAUUUGGCCAUCUCUGCUUCAACCCCAGCUUUAAAAAACCAUAUGGCCCCAGAUUCUUCAGUGCCACAGCUAUGGUACUCUUCCAUGCUAAGAGACUUAACAGAUGAAAUACGGUUUUCCGAACCUCUUUUCAUUUAGCAUCGAAAUAACAAGCGAUGUCUUGUAUUUCAACAGAGACUUUCUUUUCACUCAGUUACUCGGCGAAGAAUGUGCCCUUGUCUCUGCUGUAGAUUUUUAUUUUAUUUGUAAAUUGUGCGUGCUGCAUGCUACGGAAUACUGAAAAGCCAUACACCCUGGCUUGUUGGUUGACACAUAGUAUGUGUGAUUACAGAUUGUUUGAAUAACAGUGGACUAUUGAACUGCCAUCCAGAUGUGUGUGGAGUCAACUGUGGGAAUGUCCACAAAGGAGGAUUAUCUUUCUUGUUGCUGGGGCCAAGGCCCCCAGAAAGUGGAAACAUAAGCGUGGCAGCUACUCAAAUAGAACAGUAGCUACAAAUGGCUCUUCAGAAGCAAAAUUAAUCAUUUUUUUAAAUUAUGCCUUGCAAUUAAGACUGGGUUUGUUCUCUAAAAGUAAAUCAUGCAAAGAAAAUGCCAAACAAUAACCAAAAAAUUGCAGCUUUGAAUGCCCUUUGUGAAUGCUUUCGUCAUUUUGUGUUUUUAAAUGUCUGGAAAUUCAGAAUAUUUUAGAUUCAAGAUAAAACCUGAACCAGUGCAAGCCUCUUAGGCAUCAUCUUGUAGAUUUGAUCUGUGUUUCCUGCACUCUCUGCUAUUUUCUGUACUGUUCAGGAUACUGUAAGCAUUGAUUGGUUGGUGUUCACAAAUACUGGCCAAAGACAAACAGUGCAAAAUUCCUCCUGUGAACAUUUUCUUUCUGUUUGUUUGUUUUUUGUUUUUUUUUUUUUGAGAGUGCAGUGGCACACUGCAACUUCCACCUCCUGGGUUCAAGCGAGUCUCCUGCCUCAGCCUCCCAAGUAGCUGGGACUAUAGGCAGUUGGCACCAUGCCUGGCUAAUUUUUGAAUUUUUUUAGUAGAAAUAGGGUUUUAUCAUGUUGGCCAGGCUGGUCUUAAACUCCUGACCUCAAAUGAUCUGCCCACUUUGCCCUCCCAAAGUGCUGGGAUUACAGGCAUGAGCCACCAUGCUCAGCCUUGAACAUUUUCUUUGAAAGAUAUUGGAACCACAAUGAAACACCACUUCCCACCUGCUAGAAUGGCUAAAAUAAAACAGACAAUAACAAGUGUUGACAAGGAUAUGGAGAAAUUGGAAUGCUCAUAUGCUGCUGGUAAGAAUAUGAAAUGGAGUCACCACUUUAGAAAACAGUUUGGCAAUCCCUUAACAUGGUAAAUAUGGAGUUUACCCUAUGAUCCAGCAUUUCCAUGACAAGGUGUCUGUAUCCAAGACCAGUGAAAACCUAUGUCCACAUAAAAACUUAUACAUGAAUAUUUAUAAUAGUCAAAAAGCAGAAGCAACUUAAAUGUCCACCAACUGAUGAAUGUAUAAAUAAAAUGUGGUCUGUUGUUCAGCCAUGAACAGGAAUGAAGUACUAAUCCAACACGGAUAAACCUGAAAACAUGCUCUGUAAAAGAAGUCAGACACAAGAGACCACAUAUCAUAUGAAUCCAUUGUAUGAAAUGUCUGGAGUAAGCAAAUCUAUUGAGACAAAAAGUAGAUUAUUAGUGGUCAUGGAAAGCACUGGAGAGGGGAAAUUAAGAGUAACUGUUAAUGGGCCAGGUGCAGUGGCUCAUGCCUCUAGUCCUAGUACUUUGGGAGGCUGAGGCAGACAUAUCACUUGAGGUCAGGAGUUCAAGACCAGCCUGGCCAACAUGGUAGAAUUCCUGUCCUACUAAAAAUAGAAAAAUUAGCUAAGUGUUGUGGCAGACACCUGUAAUCCCAGCUACUCAGAAGGCUGAGUCAGGAGAAUCACUUACUUGAGCCUGGGAGGUGGAGGUUUGCAGUGAGCCAGGAUCACGCCACUGCGCUCUAGCCUGGGUGAUACAGCAAGACUCCAUUUCAAAAAAAAAAAAAAAGGGUGACUGUUAAAAGAUAUUGGGGUUUCCUUUGGAGUGAUGAAAAUCUUCUACAAUCGAUAUUGAUGAUGAUUGUACAACUCAGUGAACACACUAAAAAUCUUUAAAUUUUACACUUUAAAUAAGUAACAUGCAUGGUAUGUGAAGCAUACCUCAAUAAAACUGUUUAAAAAUGAAGGCAAAUGAAGAAAUUUUCAGAUAAAAAAUUGCUUAAGGUAUUUGAAGGUAGUUUUUAAAAAAUUGUACCUAUAAUUAGGGUAUCUUCGAAAAUCACAUAUCUGAACUUUUUUUUAGCAGCGUAGAAAAAAAGGGGGAAAUGGUUUUCAAUUUAAGAGUUUAUAUCUUUUUUUUUUUCCUGGAAUGAAAGAUCUGUUACUUGUUCAACAGUGUCAGUGCUAUCUCUGGUUGGAAUCUACAGCAGUCAGUUGGUACCAAGCCAUCAAAUACCUAGAUUUACCUUUGUGCAAUAAAAAUGCAUAUUGCUAAAAGGACUUUUAGUGCACAAAGGUAAAUCUAGGUAUAGAUUCAUAUCAUUUUGAACCUAUUUUAAAUUCUGCAGCAAGUGGGUAAAAAAAAAAAUUAAGGCUGGGCGCGGUGGCUCAAGCCUGUAAUCCCAGCACUUUGGGAGGCCGAGACGGGUGGAUCACGAGGUCGAGAGAUCAAGACCAUCCUGGUCAACAUGGUGAAACCCCAUCUCUACUAAAAAUACAAAAAAUUAGCUGGGCAUGGUGGUGCGUGCCUGUAAUCCCAGCUACUCAGGAGGCUGAGGCAGGAGAAUUGCCUGAACCCAGGAGGCGGAGGUUGCGGUGAGCCGAGAUUGCGCCAUUGCACUCCAGCCUGGGUAACAAGAGCGAAACUCCGUCUCAAAAAAAAAAAAAAAAAAAAAAUUAAAUUAAAUCACAAAACGUCAGGCAAGUCAAAGGAAACAAAGAAACAAAUAGGAAAUUCUCUCUAGAUUCUGUUCCCACUCUACUUUCUGUAGUUUGAUCUAAAGAAAAAUGUGGAAUUUCCUGCAGGGUGAUUAAUAGGCUAGUGUGGUGACUGAUUGGCACUCCAAGCUUGACCUUGCAGGUAAAGGCUAACUGGUACGUUAAGUUGAUUACACAAUUUCCUCUAAAUAAGUUGACAAGUGGUUUGCACAGUUGCCUUGACUUUUGCCCUUAUAAAUGCACACUUUUAAAUGAAUUGCUUUUUCAGCUAAAGCAAUCCUUAUUUUAGAUGUGACGUGUUAAGUAAACAGCUUGAUACGGAACUCCAGCAUCCUAGGCUUCCUGGCCAGGUCAGAUUAUCAGAGUUGCUAGGAAAUUUGAGUUUUGAGCCUCAAACUCAGCCCUGAGAUGUGGUUGUAUCCCUAGGGCAAAAAAAAGCCAAAACUAUUUUUCUUCCCUCUAGUAUUGUGAAGCAGACUAGGGGACUUGAGAAGAUGUAUUUCACAAAUGGCUCAAAAUCCUCCAGGAGUAGAGGCUGCUACUAAAUGGUUUGGUUAAUUCUAGUUCUUUGUACAGAGCGCCUUUCAGGAUGUCAAGUUUGUAGGAAAAUGCAGCCUUUGGUUGGUAUUUCUUCAAAAAUAGGACAGAGAAAAGAUUUCCAGUUGGCAUCUCUGUUCUAUGGUCAUUUUCACAAGAAGAAAAUGUCCAUUUAUAGUUCAGAGAAUAUGAGAUAUUUUGUUUUACAAAUGUACUACUUCCUUCCAUUUAAGGGGAGAGUUACAAAAAGCUCUGAUAAAUGAACAGGAAAUACAGUUUCAGAUAAUAAAUCAAAAUGCUCUUUAGGAAAAUAACUAUUUAUUUGUAGAUUCAUAAGCCACCUUUAUGGAACCUAAUAUAUCCUGAUUUGAUAAGCAAGAGGAGAUUUGCUAAUGUUGUUGAUUUAUCUGGGACCUAUUGGUGUGUGUGUGUGUGUGUCUCUUUCUGAAUGAGUUAAACAUUUGGAAAAUGAAUUGAUUUUUAUUUGUAUAUACAAAGAUAAUACCAUUUAUGCUUUCCAGGUCUAGAAUAUGACAAGCCUUGAGUUCAUCUGGAAAAUAGAACAUUAUUAGGACUCAGAGGUUAAAUGUACCCUCCCACCAUCAAAGUCUGUGAAUGCUCCCCUGCAACAAUGUGCAGACCCAUUAUAAACCAUCUCCAUUCAUGUUAACUCUUACAAAAGAUGAAACUCGUCAGGCUUAAAAUGUUUACUGCUUUCCAGAGAUGACUCAUGCAGUAAUCUUUUUAUUUAUUUCAUUAUUUCACUCCGUCGUCUGGAGGUACUCAUAACAAAAGGAUUGCUUCCACCCUCUGGCUGGGGCUGGCUGUGUACUUGGUAAGGACAGGGCUUGUCCCUCCUGCCAUGUGGCUUCUUUUUGCAAGUCAUCAAUACGAAGUAACCAUUAACUAUUAACAACAUCCUUCACUCAUUUCACUUCCUCCCCAGCUGCCCAGCGCCCUUUAGACAUGUUCAUGAGCCAGGGGGAGAUAUUUCAUGCCCAGCCCUCUCUGCCUAUGGAAGGUUGGAGUCUCCUGAGGUUUGGAUUUAAACUCUGCAUGGUAAACCCAAGUUUCAGUAACCUCCCACCCCAGUGCAUCAGUCAGAGAAGUUUCUGCUGCCUCUCACUUUCCUCUCUCAAGAGAGAACACUCUUAAAAGGGAAAAGAAAAAAUAGUAUUUCGGUUAUAUACAUUUUUAUUCAAAUAUUUUAGAAAUAAAAAAUAUAGGACAUAAUAUAAUGAACACCUUUCUUCCUGGUAAAAGCUUAAGAAUUAAUAUUUUACAAAUACAAUGAAGCCCCUAUUCAACCUCAGGUUUUCUUAUGAGAUCAUUUCUGCAGCAGCUUGAAGAAAUUCACAUCAAAUACCAACACCUUCCCUGUGAAAGGAAAGCGGGAUGAUAUAUUCAUGGAGGAAGCAUGGACUUUUCCUUUGUUGGUUUGCAUUUUUAAUAUUCCACAUAUUUGAACCAUAAGAAAUUGCCAGUAUUCAAUUAUUUUCUACUUACAGAAAUGUCAGUUUUAUAUGGGUCAGCCUCAUAGCAGAGAAACAAAUGUCCCUUGCACAUUACAGAAAAAACCUAAAUCAAACUCACUUCUCCUCUUGUAUAAGCUAUUCGCUUAGCCUCAGAAUUAGCUUCCCUGCCUUAAUUCUCAACCCCUUCCAUUUCAACCUCCACUCUCUUGCACAACCACAUAGAUAAAUCUGAUUAAAGUUAAAUCUGGCUAAAAAUUUAAAAAUAUUUUAUUGCAGAAAUAUCAGUGAUUGGUUAGGUGUGCCGCCUUCAGAUUCUGCCAGAAGUGAUAUGGAACAUAUGGCAUAUGCUCAUAUUCCCCCCACCACACUUUCCUCCUCCUCCUUCCUCUUCUUCCUCUCUCUUCUUCUCUCUUCCUCUCUCUUCCUCUUCCUCCUCUUCUUCUUUUUUUUUUUUUUUUUUUUUGAGACAGGGUCUGUCGUUCAUACUGGCACAAUCAUGGCUCACUGCAGCCUUGACCUCAGGCUCAAGUGAUCUUCCCACCUCAGCCUCCCAAGUAGCUGGGACUACAGGCAGGCACCACCAUGCCCGACUUAUUUUUAAAAUUUUUGUAGAAACAAGGUCUUGCUGAGUUGCCAGGGCUCAUCUCAAACUCCUGUGUUUAAGCCAUCCUCCUGCUGAGCCUCCCAAAAUGCUGGGAUUACAGGCAUGGGUGAGCCAAAGCACCCGGCCCACUGUUGCACUUUCCAUGUUGUCCCUUAACUGUGCAUCAACGUUCCUCCCUGACGGAGCUCUUAACAAGCCAGCUACAUUGCAGAGACAGCAUGCUAAGCAUCUUGUCUCAUUUCAUCCUCACAGCAAAAGGAGAUAUUCAGGGGUAGAACAGGUUUUGUGGGACCUGAAGCCUUUGUAGUUUGGGGUACGUACCCUCUGAAAGAAAGGUUAAACUCAAAGUUAGUUAUGAAAGUUAAUGAUUGUUUAGGUCAACAAAAGAAAGUACAACACAUUUUUAAAAGUAGGCACAUACUACAGACACCAUAAAAUGUAGAGAAAAAGUAGUUGUAUUAAUUAACUGAUUAACACACAUUUACAGCACUUUUUUCCCUAUGUGUUUUGACUGCAUAUUUUUGGCCAUUUCUUCAUAUAAUAAUUAUUUUAUGACUUUUUAAAUGGAGAGAACAGGAGGAUGGUUAAUUCUUCCUUUAGCAUCAUUGACCAGAACUUGUUUUUUUUUUUUUUUAUUUAUUAUUGAAAGCUUUAGAAAAGCUUCUUAGGCUCCAUGGUUCAUUAUUACUAAUGUCAUGGAAGUUUUUAAGAUCGUUGUCAAAUGAAAAGAUCUCUCACCUUUUUGUCCGUAUAUGAGCCGUAGGAUUUGGAUUUUUUUUUUUUUUUCGGACUAGUUUCUGGCUCUAAACAUUUUGUUUUUCUGCCAUCCACGUACCUCCAGCAUCGAGUGUUCUUGCUGUGGUUGCACCACAGUCAGACCUCUGAGCCUGCACCUUUAUGUCCCAGUGCUACGUGAGUUGUCCAUCUCCAGCUCAACACGGGUAUCAGUGAUUCAACCAAACAUGGAAAUGACUGUGAACAUGUGAUCGUACCUACUACAUCCAGAGUAGAUGAUCCCUAACUCAGCUCCCCCUUAGCUGGAUUCCAAAAGUGCUCACAGCCACACCAAUACUGUCCAACAUGAAAGGGAAUCAGAGUAGAAAGUCAGUAGUCCUAACCAUGCACUGCAUUUACUAUAUCUUAUUUUUACAGAUUUUACAAAGAUAUUUGGCCAAAUGAAUGUAUUGCUAAGACCUCUUUCAGGAUCUUGGAAGGACCCCAAACAAGUGAGGGACUAACCCUGAAGCCCAAAAUGAAGCUGAGAAGCCACAUUCACAUCCUAGGAGAUUUGUGUAAGGUUACUCAGGUAGCAAGAAGCGAAGCUGGGAUUUAAAGUCAGUCUUUAGAGGCCAAUUUAGUAAUCUUUUAAAUUAUGCUCUUUGCUGUCUUGUGUCACAAAAACCUCUCCUUUCCCUAUCCCAGCUUAGUGCUCAGUAAGUACAUAGCCACUGGUCAACGUUUGCUACAGAAAAAAUUGGACAUCUAAGUUUCAAAACAGAUUUGCUAUGUUCUCAUUUAUAUUAUGGCCAAAUCCCUUGAAGACUCUGGAAUUUCAUGUCUAUUUGAAAUCAAUUGUAUCAUGAUAUAGAAUUUCAGAUAACUCUGAACUACACAAAAUUCACUGCCUCUACUUCACCCAUGUUCUAGAAACCAUGCUGCUCUUCAUUCAGCUGUGAGUAUUUCUCAGCAUGCCCCAAGGACUGACAAAUAUAGCACAGUCCUUAGGUUUAUCCUGGCGUCCGUAAGAGUCACAGUUCGGAAAUGGUGUGGGGCACUCUUAAUUAGAAGGGGGACAGCCAGCAGUGGCCCUGCUUUCAGUGCCCUGGCACCUACAGAAAGAAAGCCUUUCUAUCUGAUAAACCCUCUGGUGUCUGCAGCCCACCACUGUACACAUGGGCGGAACUCGCUCUCACAGAACAAGUGUGUUUGCCAAAACAGGGAGUGAAGUAUCUUACAAGGCCACUUGUUCCAGAAGAAAGACAGGAUAAGGGAAGUGGCAGAAACAGUGAUAGGGAAGGAGUUUUUCCACGCUAACAAGCGUGAACCGAUAAGCCUGACCUUACAGACAAAUGUUGAGGGUCCUCAGAACAACUCUCAGGCCAAAAUUAACUGAGCAAAUUUGACUUGGCUUCCCAUAUUAUAAUGGAAAAAAUUCCUAGGGAGAAAGAAAACUCAACAUUGGCUGCUAUCAUGGCUGAUGGAUUUGACUUCUUAUCUGCUAGAUUUUCCUACUAGUCAAUGGAAUCACUUUCUACUAUGCCUGAACUAGAAGGUUUCAUGAUAAAAAAUAUAUUAAUAAUAUUAUCAUUCUUACAGUCCCUGGGCCAAGAAUGUUUACAUGGCUUAUCCCAUUUAAUUCUCACAAGAACCCUCUGGGGCUAUUUCAAUUAACAGGCAAAGACAGUGAGGCUCAGAGAGAUCCAGUCAUUUACCCAGCCCAGCCACACAGCCACCAAGCAGUGGAGGCUGGAUUUGAAUGAGGGCAGUCAGACUCGGGGGACUGUGCAUGUAUCCGCCGUUACACAGCAAGGUCCAUCUGAAUCGUGUUCCCCUCUCCCUCCUCAGGACUCCACCAGGCCUCCAAAUACUUCCCAUAAAAGGGGAAUGCCUUAAGACACUCUCUGAGUGUUACCCUGUGAUAUGUGUAAAGCACACAGGAGCUAUUUUUAUCAUCUGCCACAAGUAUUCUUAUUAAUAUGCAUUGUUUAAUGACGGGGAUAUGUUCUGAGAAAUGCAUUGUUAGGCACGUUCAUUGUGCAAACAUCACAGAGUGGACUUACACAAACCUGGAUGGUAUCGUCUGCUACACGCCUAGGCUGUCGGGUAUACUCAAUUGCUACGAGGCCACACUCCUGCACAGCAUUUUACUGUCCUGAGUACGGUAGGCAGUUAUAACACAAUGGUUAAGUAUUUGUGUAUGUAAACAUAGAAAAGUUACAGUAAAAAUACUGUACUAUAGCCGGGCAUGGUAGCUCACACCUGUAAUCCUAGCACUCUGGGAGGCCAAAACGGGUGGAUUGCCUGAGCUCAGAAGUUCGAGACCAGCCUGGGGAACAUGGCAAAACCCCAUCUCAACUAAAAAUACAAAAAAUUAGCCAGGUGUGGCAGUGUACGCCUGUAAUCCCAGCUACCAGCUACAGGAGAAUCGCUUGAAUGCGGGAGGCAGAGGUUGUAGUGAGCUGAGAUCACGCCAUUGCACUCCAGCCUGGGUGACAGAGGGAGACUCCAUCUCACAAAAAGAAAAGUAUUAUAACUACAGUUUCUGUUGUUGACUAAAACGUUAUGCAGCCCGUGACUAGAAUUGUCUUGUUUUGUUUUCUCUUGGGGUGCCUAGAAUAAAGCAUAAGAAUAUUGGUAAGGAUGCAGGCAAAUCUGUAUCGGUCCCUGAAAGCUUUAAUACAUGCUUGAUUCUUCACCCUUGUGUGGAGGCUGUGUUGUGUAGAAGGGAGCCCUCCAGGAGUAUGGAGAGAGUGGCUUCUUCCUUCUGGCAAACUCAGAGGUCUGCACUGCCCCCUUGGGGGCUGGAAUAGGGUUCUCCGUGUGUUUCCCAGUAUGAAGCAAUUCCCCUAGGAAGUUUUUGAAAAGUUUCCAGGGUGGCAGCCAUACUCACAUGGCCCACAUGGAGGGUGCAGUGGCAAUCCAACACCCAGACAGGGCCCUGAGCGAAACACCUCACCUGGGACUCCUAGACCAAAGCAGAGAGGAAGUGACGGAUCAAGGUGAUAAGAGGGAGCCUUAGGAGAAUGCGUACUCCAACUCGUCAUCUCAUAGGUGGAGAAACUGAGGCCCAGGUAGAGGAAGUGACUUGCUACAGGUCUCAGCUAAUUUCGGUGGAGCCAGCACUAGGAUUCCUGAUGGGAUACCCCUUCCACCAUAGGCUGCUGACAUGCCCACCUUAGGGCAGCAUCGCCCACCCAGACAGGUACCUCCCACGGCACAGCCUAAAUACACAGUGAUCGAUUAGUCAUACAGUGAUCCAAUUUGGGGUAGCAUUUGAAAAUUGUACUGAAAAAACAAUAAGCAGAGAGGCUGUGCCCUUUUUGCUCGGUGUAGAACACUAAAAAAGCUAUUUAAAUUAACUCUAUUUUAUUCAUACAGUUGGUGUCUCAUCUAUAAUAACACAUGUUGUCAUAUUACCUGAGCCAGUCAAGCCUUCUCCAGACUUCUAUUCCAUAGCAGAGAUGCAGGGAAAUUGCCCAGCAAGUCCUUUAUGACUCAUUCUGAAAGCUAAGGUGUGCCCUGGAUAAUUGUACACAUGUACAAAUCUCUCACACACAAAUGACACCUGUUACUCUUUUUUUCUUUUCCAUUGAGGCACCUUGUUUAAAUAUGCUUGUAAAGAGGUGGGAAAAAUCAAAUUAUUGUUCAUAUCUAAUCUAUGCCAUGAGAAUAUUUUUAGAAAACGUUUUGUCUUACAUGCUUUAAGUAUAUUCUUAUCCAAACCUUGGAGUUACAGAUUUAGUUCAUUCGAAGUAUGAAAAGUCUACUGUAUGACCUAAUGAGUAAAGCCAAUCUUCAUGUCCAAUAAAACAACCAGGUAGAAUGAUUGUUCUAACAGAACCAGUCUGGCUUCAUUUUUUUUCUGUUUAAAUAAAUGUGUUCGUACAUGAACCAAGGACAACAGCAUCACUUCUGUUCCAAUCCUAGGGUAGGUGGGAAACCAGCACAGUGACCUUAGGUGGACUUACGGAGUGUGGAGCUUUAAGCCUCUCUGUGAAUUUGGCAUAUGGGGCAGAAGGCACUGCCACCAUCAGUACUUCUUACUGACACUCUGCUUUGUCCUCACAAGACUUUUUCAGAAAAACCGCAUUCUUUGAAAAUGAGGUGGGGAUAGGAAACAUGAAAUCAUGGAGGAAGAUUGUCAAAGGUUACCCCACCCUAGUCACAAUACAUCCCAAUUCAGAUCAUCCCAGCAAGGGUGGAACACUGCUUCACCCUUGACAGGAGUACGUGUAGGAUGGGGAGAGAUUUGGAGCUAUAGCUUGGAUCUGUGGCCCUUGAUGAAAGGAGUCGCCAUUUACAGCAUUCCUCCAUACUGCCUGCCCCCAAGUAGCCUGUUCUGUCUACGUGUCCUGGCAGGUCACUGGGGUCUCUGCUAAAACACACACAUGUUUUAACACACACAUGUAAAAACCUCUAUGGAGGAUUUUACACUUCAGGCAGAGCUACUUAGUAAAGUGGGAGAAGACAUUUAAGGAAAGAGAGAAAAGAACUGUAAACACCUGGAUUGGUUUUAGCAAAUAAUACAUCUAGGAGUUAGGGACUUGGAAAUCAGUUCUCUUAAACUUAGCUAUACUCUAGUUUGAAGACUUAAAGAAAAAUCCUUGCAGAUACUGAUAAGAGGCCAUGUACCCAGACAAUUUUUGCAGCACUGGAGUAGCAGAAACUUAGAAGCAACAUAAAUGCUCAUCAGUCAGCAAAAGGGUCAGUGCAGUAGCGUACUAUAUAGCUGUUAAAUGAACCAUACACACAUAUAUGCACUUUGAACCUUACACUGAGUCAAAAGAUAAUUUUCAAACAUGCUAUAUACAGAGUAUCAUGCAUGUUUAUAGAUAUGUAAAUAUGUAGUAAAAGUAUAAAAACAGGGACAAGCUUCAGGUUAGUAGUUACCUACUACUAACCUGAGGUAGAGAUGAAUGGGGAGGAAGUGUCACCUGUAUUUGUGACACAUUAUCUUUUCGAAAGAGCAGCUCAGCCUACCAUUCUAUUAAAUCAAUUUUGUAUUUGGGGAAAAAUAAAGAGGCUUUUUUUUUAUUUUAUUUUUGCUUUUUGAGGUGGGGUCUCACUCUGUCGCCUACACUGGAGUGUGGUGGCACAGUCAUAGCCCACUGCAGCAUCAAAUUUCUGGGCUCAAAAACAAUCCUCCCACCUCAGCCUCCCAAGUAGCUAGAAAUAAAGAUGUGCACCACCAAGCCUGACAAAUUUUGUAAUUUUCGUUUGGCUGGUGUUUGAGAGAGGAGGUCUCACUGUAUUGCCCAGGCUGGUCUGGAGCUCCUGGACUCAAGGGAUCCUUCCUCUCCAGCCUCCCAAAGUGCUAGGAUUACGUGAGCCACCACAUCUAGCCAAGACUGAUUUUUAAAUAUGUAUUUUAUGCAACAGUCUAAUGGCAGAAAGGGCUUUAGGGUUUCAACUUAGGCUUUUGUUGGAGAACAGAGUAACUGAGCUGCCUCUUACCUAGGAUACUCCUACAGCCCAAGCUAUGGGUUCAAGAGAAUUCUGUCUUGGAAGGGUUGAGUCUGGUUAGACUGCUUUUCCCUAAUACUCUGCAGAGUCAUCCCUGAUUUAUUUUUUAAUGAAAUUUGACAAAAUAUGUUACACGAAGUCUCCUGUCAAAUGGCCGUAAUUUGUGCUUAGGAAUGCAUAAUUUUAUCAGGACCUCUGUAAUUAGAUAUUGUGCAAUAGAAUGACAAGCAAAUACUGUGUGUCCCAUAGCAACCUCGGCCUUUAGUGCCUCACUAUCUUUCAGAUAACGAAGGUUUCCAUAGACACACGUACCACAUGAGAGUACCAUGGGAAGAGAGCGAAAGUUUCCCUAUUGGUUUUCCCCUAUUUUUAAGAGUGAGUGUAUGAACGUGUCUUUUGUUCUUUUCCUUUUAUAUUGUCUCCUGGAUUUGGGUUGUUUUCCUUUAUCUGUCUGGACUGUAAAUGUGGAUAUGACGGUUCAUAGUCCUAUAGAAUGAGGUCAGUGCUUGAGCUGAUGUUUGGUGUGAACUACCUAUCUUUUGUGGGGAGAGAAAAGAAUUGCAACUGUAGUAAGAUUUAAGAGAAAAGAAUUAAGAUCAUGUAAUGAUUGAAGAAAGCUUUGCUGGGAAUGUGUGUGUUUUAGCAGAGACCCCAGUGACCUGCCAGGACACAUAGACAGAACAGGCUACUUGGGGGCAGGGAGUGGACCUCGGCCAUUUCUGUGACCUCACAUCUGGCAUUGCCAGGCAUAUAGUAGGUGCUCAAUCAUUAACUCAAUAAUUAAUCAUGUAGAGGAAGACGGCAAUGUUCAGUAAUUAACUGGUU
Messenger RNA from Callithrix jacchus (white-tufted-ear marmoset), 51411 nucleotides. It is a transcript of the gene VTI1A, whose product is annotated as vesicle transport through interaction with t-SNAREs 1A. NCBI's taxonomy places the organism in Eukaryota, Metazoa, Chordata, Mammalia, Primates, Cebidae. The record is from RefSeq and is a predicted model, not a curated record. Gene Ontology annotation, cellular component: SNARE complex; ER to Golgi transport vesicle membrane; late endosome membrane. Gene Ontology annotation, biological process: intracellular protein transport; intra-Golgi vesicle-mediated transport; retrograde transport, endosome to Golgi. Gene Ontology annotation, molecular function: SNAP receptor activity; SNARE binding.